GUAUGUCGUCCCAGCUCCAGGUGUUCUCUCCUCUUUCCAUCUCCUCCAGCGCCUUCUGCCGCGUCAAGAAGAUGAAGGUGGAGAGCUGUGUUUGGGAGGUGCCCUCUGAUGCCCCCUAUGGUUCCGUGGGGGGCCAGCAGGGGGCAGGGGGGUACUCCUUCGCCCCUGCAGUAGGCGUGGCCGUGCCCCCCUUCGCCCCCUCUGCGUUAGUGUUCCCUCCCACCCCAGGCUCCCGAGGCCAGGUGGUGGUCCGGGCGGCCGACAGCACAGGCAGCCUCCCCCGAGGCUCCAGCCGCCGCCUCAACGACCACUGCGCACACACCGAGACGACUGCGACAGGCACGGGGACACGACGACAUGGCCAGAAGAGGAAGAAUAAGGAAGUUGAAGCGAGUGGCAGUGGUAGUGUUCAGAUCCUGGAGGAGCUCUCUGCCCCUCCACCCGUCUUCUCCACGCGGACAGGGGGAGGAGGAGGAGGAGGAGGGGGAACGGGCCAGUCCAUCCCCAACUCGGCCCCCAACACCAAGAGCUCCAGCUCCAACGGAGAGGGGGACUACCAGCUGGUUCAGCAUGAGAUCCUGUGUUCAGUCUCCUGUAGUUAUGAGGUGUUGGAGUUCCUGGGGAGGGGGACCUUCGGUCAGGUGGCCAAGUGCUGGAAGAGGGGAACCAAUGAGAUCGUGGCCAUCAAGAUCCUCAAGAACCACCCCUCAUACGCACGACAGGGCCAGAUCGAGGUGGGUUCAAUUUUUUUCGGUCUGUCGUCAUUGAUUUGAUUGGUGAUGUUUAUUAGCCUGGAAUCCAAACUGAUAUGCACCGUUUCACCUUCGUGGUUUUGUGAAGUGAGACUCACUAUGGGGAAACAAAGCACUUCAGCUUGGACACCAGGCUAGAUGUUUAUUGCCUUUCAAGAGGACUUUCUCCAUAGACCUUCAACCCCUCCUGUCAAUGAAAUGCAAGUGUUUGACCAGCCCAAUAAUAGAUAGGACUUACCCAUGUAGAGUUGAAGUUGGAAGUUUACAUACACCUUAGCCAAAUACAUUUAAACUCAGUUUUUCACAAUUCCUGACAUUUAAUCCUAGUAAAAAUUCCCUGUUUUAGGUCAGAAUAAUAGUAGAGAGAAUGAUUUAUUUCAGCUUUUAUUUCUUUCAUCACAUUCCCAGUGGGUCAGAAGUUUACAUACACUCAAUUAGUAUUUGGUAGCAUUGCCUUUAAAUUGUUUAACUUGGGUCAAACGUUUCGGGUAGCCUUCCACAUGCUUCCCACAAUAAGUUGGGUGAAUUUUGGCCCAUUCCUCCUGACAGAGCUGGUGUAACUGAGUCAGGUUUGUAGGCCUCCUUGCUCACACAUGCAUUUUCAGUUCUGCCCAAACCUUUUCUAUAGGAUUGAGGUCAGGGCUUUGUGAUGGCUACUCCAAUACCUUGACUUUGUUGUCCUUAAGCCAUUUUGCCACAACUUUGGAAGUAUGCUUGGGGUCAUUGUCCAUUUGGAAGACCCAUUUGCGACCAAGCUUUAACUUCCUGACUGAUGUCUUGAGAUGUUGCAGUGCACCAGUCCCUCCUGCAGCAAAGCACCCCCACAGCAUGAUGCUGCCACCCCCGUGCUUCACGGUUGGGAUGGUGUUCUUCGUCUUGCAAGCACCCCCUUUUUCCUCCAAACGUAACGAUGGUCAUUAUGGCCAAACAGUUAUAUUUUUGUUUCAUCAGACCAAAGGACAUUUCUCCAAAAAGUACGAUAUUUGUCCCCAUGUGCAGUUGCAAACCGUAGUCUGGCUUUUUUAUGGCGGUUUUGGAGCAGUGGCUUCUUCCUUGCUGAGCGGCCUUUCAGGUUAUGUUAAUAUAGGACUCGUUUUACUGUGGAUAUAGAUACUUUUGUACCUGUUUCCUCCAGCAUCUUCACAAGGUCCUUUGCUGUUGUUCUGGGAUUGUUUUGCACUUUUCGCACCAAAGUACGUUCGUCUCUAGGAGACAGAACGCGUCUCCUUCCUGAGCGGUAUGACGGCUGCGUGGUCCCAUGGUGUUUAUACUUGCGUACUAUUGUUUGUACAGAUGAACGUGGUACCUUCAGGCGUUAGGUAAUUGCUCCCAAGGAUGAACCAGACUGAGGUCUUGGCUGAUUUCUUUUGAUUUUCCCAUGAUGUCAAGCAAAGAGGCACUGAGUUUGAAGGUAGGCCUUGAAAUACAUCCACAGGUACACAUCCAGUUGACUCAAAUGAGGUCAAUUAGCCUAUCAGAAGCUUCUAAAGCCAUGACAUCAUUUUCUGUAAUUUUCCAAGCUGUUUAAAGGCACAGUCAACUUAGUGUAUGUAAACUUCUGACCCACUGGAAUUGUGAUACAGUGAAUUAUAAGUUAAAUAAUCUGUCUGUAAACAAUUGUUGGAAAAAUUACUUGUGUCAUGCACAAAGUAGAUGUCCUAACCGACUUGCCAAAACUAUAGUUUGUUAACAAGAAAUUUGUGGAGUGGUUGAAAAACAAGUUUUAAUGACUCCAACCUAAGUGUAUGUCAACUUCCGACUUCAACUGUACAGUGUGUUGUGGGUUGUCAAUGUUUUCUCACCAACACACACUCUUGAUACAUGUUUAUUACCCUUCAAGCAAAAAGUCUGGUAAUCCAUAGAUCGUCUAUUGGGGACUAUCCAAAUAAAGUGUGACUGAAAUUCUCACCGUAGACCAGGCAUGGAGAUCUAUCCCUAACAUACACACCUCCUGCUUGUUGCCAGGAGCGAGACUAGUUCUAGAAAAGACAACACUGGAGAAAACAAGUGUAGCGGAGUACGUUGAGCUGUGUCAACGUUUCCCACCGUCUGUUCCCAGGUGGGCAUCCUGAACCGCCUGAGUGCGGAGAACGCCGAUGAGUUUAACUUUGUGCGUUCCUACGAGUGUUUCCAACACAAGGGCCACACCUGCCUGGUGUUUGAGAUGCUGGAGCAGAACCUCUAUGACUUCCUGAAGCACAGCAAGUUCAGCCCCCUGCCAUUACGACACAUCAGACCCAUACUGCAACAGGUGACAAAACAGUACAACUUUAUUGAUCCAUUAUAGAGACACUAUAGAAAUGUGUGGAAGAAAGAUGAUCAUGAUGUUAUGGUUGAACCUGAUUUGACAGUCUGUUUACCUGGUAGGCCUACACAUUCUAAAAGUUGAGUUGUAUUACACUGUUAUUUACAUUUUACAUUUACAUUUUAGUCAUUUAGCAGACACUCUUAUCCAGAGCGACUUACAGUUAGUGAGUGCAUACAUUUUCAUACUGCCCCCCCGUGGGAAUCGAACCCACAAACCUGGCGUUGCAAACACCAUGCUCUACCAACUGAGCUACACAGGACUUUCCAAUGUUUACACUGUUAUUAUUACACUUAUUAUUCCACUGUUAUUAUUACGUUGUUAUUAUUACGUUGUUGUUAUUACACUACUGUUAUUACACUGUUAUUAUUACACUGUUAUUACACUUAUUAUUACACUGUUAUUACACUGUUAUUAUUACACUGUUAUUAUUAUACAUAUUAUUACACUGUUUGUACACUAUUACACUUAUUACAUUUAUUACACUGUUAUUAUUACACUUAUUAUUACAUUGUUAUUAUUACACUUAUUAUUACAUUGUUAUUAUUACACUUAUUACAUUGUUAUUAUUACACUUAUUACACUGUUAUAUUACGCUGUUAUUAUUACGUUGUUGUUAUUACUUUGUUAUUACACUACUGUUAUUACACUGUUAUUAUUACACUGUUAUUACACUGUUUGUACACUAUUACACUUAUUACAUUUAUUACACUGUUAUUAUUACAUUGAUAUUAUUACACUUAUUACACUUUUAUUAUUACACUUAUUACACUGUUAUAUUACGCUGUUAUUAUUACACAUAUUAUUAUGCUGUUAUUAUUACACUUAUUACACUGAUAUUAUUAUGCUGUUAUUAUUACACAGUUAUUAUUAUAAUGAUAUCACUGUUAUUACACUGUUAUUAUUACACUGUCAUUACAUUUAUUACACUGAUAUUAUUACACUUGUUAUUACACUUAUUACACUGCUAUUAUUACACUUAUUACAUUGUUAUUAUUACACUUAUUACACUGUUAUAUUACGCUGUUAUUAUUACACAUAUUACACUUAUUACAUUUAUUAUUGUACUUAUUAUGACUGUUAUUAUUACUGUUAUUAUUACACUUAUUAUUACGCUGUUAUUAUUACUGUUAUUAUUAUAAUGAUAUCACACUGUUAUCACACUUAUUAUUACACUUAUUACAUUUAAUACACUUAUUAUUACACUGUUAUUAUUACACUGUUAUUAUUACACUGUUAUUAUUACACUUAUUACACUGUUAUUACACGUAUUAUACUGUUAUACUACGCUGUUAUUAUUACAUAUAUUAUUAUGCUGUUAGUAUUACACUAUUAUGCUGUUAUUAUUACACUUAUUACACUGUUACUAUUACACUGUUAUUACACUUAUUAUUACACUUGUUAUUACAUGGUUAUUACACUUAUUAUUACACUUAUUAAAUUUUUGUUAUUACAUGUAUUAUACUGUUAUAUUACGCUGUUAUUAUUACAUAUAUUAUUAUGCUGUUAUUAUUACACUUAUUACACUGUUAUUAUUACACUGUUAUAUUUACUGUUAUUACACUGUUAUUACAUUAUUACACUUAUUACACCUAUUACACUGUUAUUAUUACACUGUUAUUACACUUAUUACACUGUUAUUACACUGUUAUUAUUACACUGUUAUUAUUACACUGUUAUUACACUGUUAUUACACUGUUAUUAUUACACUUAUUACACUGUUACAUUACACUGUUAUUACACUUAUUAUUACACUUGUUAUUACACGGUUAUUACACUUAUUAUUACACUUAUUACAUUUUUGUUAUUACAUGUAUUAUACUGUUAUAUUACGCUGUUAUUAUUACAUAUAUUAUUAUGCUGUUAUUAUUACACUUAUUACACUUAUUAUUACACUGUUAUAUUUACUGUUAUUACACUGUUAUUACAUUAUUACACUUAUUACACCUAUUACACUGUUAUUAUUACACUGUUAUUAUUACACUGUUAUUAUUACACUGUUAUUACACUGUUAUUAUUACACUGAUUACACUGUUAUUAUUACACUGUCAUUACAUUUAUUACACUGAUAUUAUUACACUUGUUAUUACACUUAUUACACUGCUAUUAUUACACUUAUUACAUUGUCAUUAUUACACUUAUUACACUGUUAUAUUACGCUGUUAUUAUUACACAUAUUACACUUAUUACAUUUAUUGUACUUAUUAUGACUGUUAUUAUUACUGUUAUUAUUACACUUAUUAUUACGCUGUUAUUAUUACUGUUAUUAUUAUAAUGAUAUCACACUGUUAUCACACUUAUUAUUACACUGUUAUUACAUUUAAUACACUUAUUAUUACACUGUUAUUAUUACACUGUUAUUAUUACACUUAUUACACUGUUAUUACACGUAUUAUACUGUUAUACUACGCUGUUAUUAUUACACAUAUUAUUAUGCUGUUAGUAUUACACUAUUAUGCUGUUAUUAUUACACUUAUUACACUGUUACUAUUACACUGUUAUUACACUUGUUAUUACACGGUUAUUACACUUAUUAUUACACUUAUUACAUUUUUGUUAUUACAUGUAUUAUACUGUUAUAUUACGCUGUUAUUAUUACAUAUAUUAUUAUGCUGUUAUUAUUACACUAAUUACACUGUUAUUAUUACACUGUUAUAUUUACUGUUAUUACACUGUUAUUACAUUAUUACACUUAUUACACCCAUUACACUGUUAUUAUUACACUGUUAUUACACUUAUUACACUGUUAUUAUUACACUGUUAUUAUUACACUGUUAUUAUUACACUGUUAUUACACUGUUAUUACACUGUUAUUAUUACACUGUUAUUAUUACACUGUUAUUACACUGUUACUAUUACACUGUUAUUACACUUAUUAUUACACUUGUUAUUACACGGUUAUUACACUUAUUAUUACACUUAUUACAUUUUUGUUAUUACAUGUAUUAUACUGUUAUAUUACGCUGUUAUUAUUACAUAUAUUAUUAUGCUGUUAUUAUUACACUUAUUACACUGUUAUUAUUACACUGUUAUAUUUACUGUUAUUACACUGUUAUUACAUUAUUACACUUAUUACACCUAUUACACUGUUAUUAUUACACUGUUAUUAUUACACUGUUAUUACACUGUUAUUAUUACACUGUUAUUACACUGUUAUUACACUGUUAUUAUUACACUGAUUACACUGUUAUUAUGACACUUAUUAUUACACUGUUAUUAUUACGCUGUUAUUACACUUAUUACACUGUUAAUAUUACACUUAUUACACUGUUAUUACACUGUUACAACGUCUCCUGAGUGGCGCAGUGGUCUAAGGCACUGCAUCGCAGUGCUAACUGUGCCACUAGAGAACCUGGUUCGAAUCCAGGCUCUGUCGUAGCCGGCCGCGACCGGGAGACUCAUGGGCGGCGCACAAUUGGCCCAGCGUCGUCCAGGGUAGGGGAGGGAAUGGCCGGCAGGGAUGUAGCUCAGUUGAUAGAGCAUGUCGUUUGCAACGCCAGGGUUGUGGGUUCGAUUCCCACGGGGGGCCAGUAUAAAAAAAAAAAUGUAUUCACUAACUGUAAGUCGCUCUGGAUAAGAGCGUCUGCUAAAUGACUAAAAAUGUUAAUUACACUGUUAUUAUUAUACUGAUAUUAUUACACUGUUAUUAUGACACUUAUUAUUACACUGUUAUUAUUACACUGUUAUUACACUGUUAUUAUUACACUGUUAUUACACUGUUAUUAUUAUAAUGAUAUCACACUGUUAUUACACAUAUUAUUACGCUGUUAUUACACUGUUACACUAUUACACUGUUGUACACUAUUACACUUAUUUUAUUUAGUACACUAUUAUUACACUGGUAUUAUUACACUUAUUACACUGUUUUUACACGUAUUAUACUGUUAUAAUAAUAAUAAUAAUAAUAUAAUAUGCCAUUUAGCAGACGCUUUUAUCCAAAGCGACUUACAGUCAUGCGUGCAUACAUUUUUUAUUUUUUUUUGUGUAUGGGUGGUCCCGGGGAUCGAACCCACUACCUUGGCGUUACAAGCGCCGUGCUCUACCAGCUGAGCUACAGAGGACCACAUUACAUUAUAUUACACUGUUAUUAUUAUACAUAUUAUUAUGCUGUUAUUAUUACAGUUAUUACACUUGAUAUUACACUAAUUAUUACUGCUGUUAUUACACUAUUAUUUCACUUAUUAUUACUAUUAUUACACUGAUAUUACACUGUUUGUACACUAUUACAUUUAUUACACUAUUAUUACACAAAUUAUUACGCUUGUUAUUACGCUGUUAUUAUUCCACUUAUACUUACACUCAUUAUUACACUUAUUACACUGUUAUUAUUACCAAACUAAACCCUAAACUAAACAUUGACAAAACAGUUUCAUGGUAACCUACUCUGACUGUGUGCUGUUGAUAGUAGUUGUCUGUUUUGCCCCGAAGUGAGUUCUGUCUCCCUUACUUUUUAUGUAUCAUAGAAAAUGAUUUCUUGAAAAGAGUGGGAACCGUGCUCCAUUUACAUUGGGUUGAUGUCAAUGAGAGACUAAUGCUUUUGAAACCUUGCCUGUUCAUAGCCUGCAGUGCGAACACCUUUUGAAACCUUGCCCGUUCAUAGCCUGCAGUGCGAACACCUUUUGAAACCCUGCAUUACCUUAAUUUGACCACUAGGUGGCGACAGCGCUAAUGAAGCUGAAGUCUCUGGGUCUGAUCCAUGCUGACCUGAAGCCAGAGAACAUCAUGCUGGUGGAUCCACUCAGACAGCCCUACAGGGUCAAGGUCAUCGACUUCGGCUCAGCCUCCCACGUCUCCAAGGCUGUCUGUUCCACGUACCUCCAGUCACGAUACUACAGGUGUGUGUGUGUGUGUGUGUGUGUGUGUGUGUGUGUGUGUGUGUGUGUGUGGCCAGUCACGUCUCCAAGGCUGUCUGCUUAACGUUCCCCCUAGUCAUGAUACUGCAGUUAGAUAUGCCUGUUUUUACACCUGAGACUAGGGGUUUCCCUGUGCAGGUGAGUGUUUGAGUGAUACAACAUGGUUUACCACUGUAAACAAGCACCUGAGGGACAGUGCAUUCGGAAAGUAUUCAGACCCCUUGACUUUUCCAAAUUUUGUUACGUUACAGCCUUAUUCUAAAAUUGAUUAAACCCCCCCCCCCCCCCUCAUCAUGUUACAAUAACCCAUAAUGACAAAGUAAAAACAGAUUUUUAGAAAUCUUUGCACAUUUAUAAAAAAGUACAAUAAAUGAAAUAUGACACUUACAUAAGUAUUCAGACCCUUUACUCAGUACUUUGUUGAAGCACCUUUGGCAGCGAUUACAGCCUCGAGUCUUCUUGGGUAUGACGCUACAAGCUUGGCGUACCUGUACUUGGGGAGUUUCUCCCAUUCUUCUCUGCAGAUCCUCUCAAGCUGUGUCAGGUUGGAUGGGGAGUGUCGCUGCACAGCUAUUUUCAGGUCUCUCCAGAGAUGUUUGAUCGGGUUCAAGUCCGGGCUCUGGCUGGGCCACUCAAGGACAUUCAGAGACUUGCCCCGAAGCCACUCCUGUGUUGUCUUGGCUGUGUGCUUAGGGUUGUUGUCCUGUUGGAAGCUGAACCUUCACCCCAGUCUGAGGUCCUGAGAACUCUGGAGCAGGUUUUCAUCAAGGAUCUCUCUGUACUUUGCUCCGUUCAUCUUUCCCUCGAUCCUGACUAGUCUCCCAGUCCCUGAAAAACAUCACCACAGCAUGAUGCUGCCACCACCAUGUUUCACCGUAGGGAUGGUGCCAGGUUUCCUCCAGACGUGACGCUUGGCAUUCAGGUCAAAUAGUUCAAACUUGGUUUCAUCAGACCAGAGAAUCUUGUUUCUCAUGGUCUGAGAAUCCUUUAGGUGCCUUUUGGCAAACUCCAAGCGGGCUGUCAUGUGCCUUUUACUGAGGAGUCGAUUCCGUCUGGCCACUCUACCAUAAAGGCCUGAUUGGUGGAGUGCUGCAGAGAUGGUUGUCCUUUUGGAAGGUUCUCCCAUCUCCACAGAGGAACUGGGAGCUCUACGGACAAUUCCUGGCUUGGUUUUUGCUCUGACAUGCACUGUCAACAGUGGGACCUUAUAAAGUCAGGUGUGUGCCUUUCCAAGUCAUGUCCAAUCAAUUAAAUGUACCAAAGGUGGACUCCAAUCAAGUUGUAGAAACCUCUCAAGGAAGAUCACUGGAAACAGGAUGCACCUGAGCUCAAUUUUGAGUCUCAUAGCAAAGGGUCUGGAUACUUAUGUAAAUAAGGUAAUUCUGUUUUUUAUUUUAAAAACAUUUUCUAAAAUUUCUAAAAAUAUGUUUUCGCUUUGUCACUAUUGGAUAUUGUGUGAUGAGGGGGGGAAUUUUAGAAUAAGGCUGUAAUGUAACAAAAUGUGGAAAAAGUGAAGGGGUCUGAAUACUUUCAGAAUGCACUGUAUGUAACAUUAUGGUACAGGAAUAUCAGUGGAGGCUGCUGAGGGGAGAACGGCUCAUAAUAAUUGAUGGAACGGAGCAAAUGGAAUCGUUUUAGAAACCUUGUGUUUAAUGCGUUUGACACCAUUCCACCAAUUCCGCCCCAGUCAUUACCACGAGCCCAUUCCGCUCCAGUCAUUACCACGAGCCCAUUCCGCUCCAGUCAUUACCACGAGCCCAUUCCGCUCCAGUCAUUACCACGAGCCCAUUCCGCUCCAGUCAUUACCACGAGCCCAUUCCGCUCCAGUCAUUACCACGAGCCCAUUCCGCUCCAGUCAUUACCACGAGCCCAUUCCGCUCCAGUCAUUACCACGAGCCCAUUCCGCUCCAGUCAUUACCACGAGCCCAUUCCGCUCCAGUCAUUACCACGAGCCCAUUCCGCUCCAGUCAUUACCACGAGCCCAUUCCGCUCCAGUCAUUACCACGAGCCCAUUCCGCUCCAGUCAUUACCACGAGCCCAUUCCGCUCCAGUCAUUACCACGAGCCCGUCCUCCACCAACCUCCUGUGAGGUAUAUCUAACAGUAUGGUACAGGUACAGUGGGGAGAACAAGUAUUUGAUACACUGCCGAUUUUGCAGGUUUUCCUACUUACAAAGCAUGUAGAGGUCUGUAAUUUUUUAUCAUAGGUACACUUCAACUGUGAGAGACGGAAUCUAAAACAAAAAUCCAGAAAAUCACAUUGUAUGAUUUUUUAAAAGUAAUUAAUUAGCAUUUUAUUGCAUGACAUACGUAUUUGAUCACCUACCAACCAGUAAGAAUUCCGGCUCUCACAGACCUGUUAGUUUUUCUUUAAGAAGCCCUCCUGUUCUCCACUCAUUACCUGUAUUAACUGCACCUGUUUGAACUCGUUACCUGUAUAAAAGACACCUGUCCACACACUCAAUCAAACAGACUCCAACCUCUCCACAAUGGCCAAGACCAGAGAGCUGUGUAAGGACAUCGGGGAUAAAAUUGUAGACCUGCACAAGGCUGGGAUGGGCUACAGGACAAUAGGCAAGCAGCUUGGUGAGAAGGCAACAACUGUUGGCGCAAUUAUUAGAAAAUGGAAGAAGUUCAAGAUGACGGUCAAUCACCCUUGGUCUGGGGCUCCAUGCAAGAUCUCACCUCGUGGGGCAUCAAUGAUCAUGAGGAAGGUGAGGGAUCAGCCCAGAACUACACGGCAGGACCUGGUCAAUGACCUGAAGAGAGCUGGGACCACAGUCUCAAAGAAAACCAUUAGUAACACACUACGCCGUCAUGGAUUAAAAUCCUGCAGCGGACGCAAGGUCCCCUUGCUCAAGCCAGCGCAUGUCCAGGCCCGUCUGAAGUUUGCCAAUGACCAUUUGGAUGAUCCAGAGGAGGAAUGGGAGAAGGUCAUGUGGUCUGAUGAGACAAAAAUAUAGCUUUUUGGUCUAAACUCCACUCGCCGUGUUUGGAGGAAGAAGAAGGAUGAGUACAACCCCAAGAACACCAUCCCAACCGUGAAGCAUGGAGGUGGAAACAUCAUUCUUUGGGGAUGCUUUUCUGCAAAGGGGACUGGACGACUGCACCGUAUUGAGGGGAGGAUGGAUGGGGCCAUGUAUCGCGAGAUCUUGGCCAACAACCUCCUUCCCUCAGUAAGAGCAUUGAAGAUGGGUCGUGUCUGGGUCUUCCAGCAUGACAACGACCCGAAACACACAGCCAAGGCAACUAAGGAGUGGCUCCGUAAGAAGCAUCACAAGGUCCUGGAGUGGCCUAGCCAGUCUCCAGACCUGAACCCAAUAGAAAAUCUUUGGAGGGAGCUGAACGUCCGUUUUGCCCAGCGACAGCCCCGAAACCUGAAGGAUCUGGAGAAGGUCUGUAUGGAGGAGUGGGCUAAAAUCCCUGCUGCAGUGUGUGCAAACCUGGUCAAGACCUACAGGAAACGUAUGAUCUCUGUAAUUGCAAACAAAGGUUUCUGUACCAAAUAUUAAGUUCUGCUUUUCUGAUGUAUCAAAUACUUAUGUCAUGCAAUAACAUUUUCGGGAUUUUUGUUUUAGAUUCCGUCUCUCACAGUUGAAGUGUACCUAUGAUAAAAAUUACAGACCUCUACAUGCUUUGUAAGUAGGAAAACCUGCAAAAUCGGCAGUGUAUCAAAUACUUGUUCUCCCCACUGUAUAUCUAACAUUAUGGCACAGGUAUAUGUCCACUACAGUCUUGGUAUAAUGAAGUCCAGGUGGUUAUUCCACUACAGUCUUGGUAUAAUGAAGUCCAGGUGGUUAUUCCACUACAGUCUUGGUAUAAUGAAGUCCUGGUGGUUAUUCCACUACAGUCUUGGUAUAAUGAAGUCCAGGUGGUUAUUCCACUACAGUCUUGGUAUAAUGAAGUCCUGGUGGUUAUUCCACUACAGUCUUGGUAUAAUGAAGUCCAGGUGGUUAUUCCACUACAGUCUUGGUAUAAUGAAGUCCUGGUGGUUAUUCCACUACAGUCUUGGUAUAAUGAAGUCCAGGUGGUUAUUCCACUACAGUCUUGGCAUAAUGAAGUCCAGGUGGUUAUUCCACUACAGUCUUGGUAUAAUGAAGUCCAGGUGGUUAUUCCACUACAGUCUUGGUAUAAUGAAGUCCAGGUGGUUAUUCCACUACAGUCUUGGUAUAAUGAAGUCCAGGUGGUUAUUCCACUACAGUCUUGGUAUAAUGAAGUCCAGGUGGUUAUUCCACUACAGUCUUGGUAUAAUGAAGUCCAGGUGGUUAUUCCACUACAGUCUUGGUAUAAUGAAGUCCAGGUGAUUGCUGGUAUUUGGCUAAUAAUGUUCUAUGUUUUCUCCCUCAGGGCUCCAGAGAUCAUCCUGGGCCUGCCGUUCUGCGAGGCGAUAGACAUGUGGUCUUUGGGGUGUGUUAUAGCGGAGCUGUUCCUGGGGUGGCCCCUCUAUCCCGGGGCAUCAGAAUACGACCAGGUUAGGACUGCUAAACACAUUGUUAUUUUUAUCCUAAACUGUUAUGAUGGAAUCUUAUUUUCUCGUGAGGAGCCGUUACAUCUCUCAGACACUUCCUGGGUUGUGUUCUUAACCAAGCUACACCACCGUUCAAAAGUUUGGGGUCACUUAGAAAUGUCCUUGUUUUCCAUGAAAAAAUACAUGAAAUGAGUUUGAAUAGGAAAUAUGGCAAAAUGCAUAGGAAAUGUAGUCAUUGACAAGGUUAUAAAUAAUGAUUUUUUUAAUAGAAAUAAUAGUGUCCUUCAAACUUUGCUUUCGUCAAAGAAUCCUCCAUUUGCAGCAAUUACAGCCUUGCAGACCUUUUAAAAAAUGUUUUAUUUAACCAGGUAAGCCAGUUGAGAACAAGUUCUCAUUUACAACUGCGACCUGGCCAAGAUAAAGCAAAGCAGUGCGAUAAAAACAACAACACAGAGUUACAUAUGGGGUAAACAAAACAUAAAGUCAAAAAAUACAACAGAAAAUAUAUAUACAGUGUGUGCAAAUGUAGCAAGUUAUGGAGGUAAGGCAAUAAAUAGGCUAUAGUGCAAAAUAAUUACAAUUAGUAUUAACACUGGAAAGAUAGAUGUGCAAAAGAUGAUGUGCAAAUAGAGAUACUGGGGUGCAAAUGAGCAAAAUAAAUAACAAUAUAGGGAUGAGGUAGUUGGGUGGGCUAAUUUCAGAAUGGGCUGUGUACAGGUGCAGUGAUCGGUAAGCUGCUCUGACAACUGAUGCUUAAAGUUAGUGAGGGAGAUAAGUGUCUCCAGCUUCAGAGAUUUUUGUAGUUCGUUCCAGUCAUUGGCAGCAGAGAACUGGAAGGAAUGGCGGCCAAAGGAGGUGUUGGCUUUGGGGAUGACCAGUGAGAUAUACCUGCUGGAGCACAGACUACGGGUGGGUGUUGCUAUGGUGACCAGUGAGCUAAGAUAAGACGGGGAUUUGCCUAGCAGUGAUUUAUAGAUGACCUGGAGCCAGUGGGUUUGGCGACAAAUAUGUAGUGAGGGCCAGCCAACGAGAGCGUACAGGUCACAGUGGUGGGUAGUAUAUGGGGCUUUGGUGACAAAACGGAUGGCACUGUGAUAGACUACAUCCAAUUUGCUGAGUAGAGUGUUGGAGGCUAUUUUGUAAAUGACAUCGCCGAAGUCAAGAAUCGGUAGGAUAGUCAGUUUUAUGAGGGCAUGUUUGGCAGCAUGAGUGAAGGAGGCUUUGUUGCGAAAUAGGAAGCCGAUUCUAGAUUUAACUUUGGAUUGGAGAUGCUAAAUGUGAGUCUGGAAGGAGAGUUUACGGUCUAACCAGACACCUAGGUAUUUGUAGUUGUCCACAUAUUCUAAGUCAGACCCGCCGAGAGUAGUGAUUCUAGUCGGUCGGGCGGGCGGGUGCCAGCAGCGUUCAAUUGAGGAGCAUGCAUUUAGUUUUACUAGCGUUUAAGAGCAGUUGGAGGCUACGGAAGGAGUGUUGUAUGGCAUUGAAGCUCGUUUGGAGGUUUGUUAACAGUGUCCAAUGAAGGGCCAGAUGUAUACAAAAUGGUGUCGUCUACGUAGAGGUGGAUCUGAGAGUCACCAGCAGCAAGAGCGACAUCAUUGAUAUACACAGAGAAUAGAGUCGGCCCGAGAAUUGAACCCUGUGGCACCCCCAUAGAGACUGCCAUAGGUCCAGACAUCAGUCCCUCCGAUUUGACACAUUGAACUCUGAGAAGUAGUUGGUGAACCAGGCGAGGCAGUCAUUUGAGAAACCAAGGCUAUUUGGUCUGCCAAUUAGAAUGCGAUGAUUGACAGAGUUGAAAGCCUUGGCCAGGUCGAUGAAGACGGCUGCACAGUACUGUCUAUUAUCGAUCGCGGUUAUAAUAUCGUGGGCAAGUUGCAGCAGAGGGUGCAGAGCUGGUGGCCGGGGUAGUGGUAGCCAGGUGGAAAGCAUGGCCAGCCCUAGCAAAAUGCUUGUUGAAAUUCUCGAUUAUUGUAGAUUUAUCGGUGGUGACAGUGUUUCCUAGCCUCAGUGCAGUGGGCAGCUGGGAGGAGGUGCUCUUAUUCUCCAUGGACUUUACAGUGUCCCAAAACUUUUUGGAGUUAGUGCUACAGGAUGCAAAUUUCUGUUUGAAAAAGCUAGCCUUUGCUUUCCUAACUGAUUGUGUAUAUUGGCUCCUGACUUCCCUGAAAAGUUGCAUAUCGCGGGGGCUGUUCGAUGCUAAUGCAGUACGCCACAGGAUGUUUUUGUGCUGGUCAAGGUCAAUCAUGUCUGAGGUGAACCAGGGGCUAUAUCUGUUCUUAGUUCUGCAUUUUUUGAAUGGGGCAUGCUUAUUUAAGAUGGAGAGGAAAGCACUGGCAUUCUAGUUGUCAUUUUGUUGAGGUAAUCUGAAGAGAUUUCACCCCUUGCUUCCUGAAGCACCUCCCACCAGUUGGAUUGGCUUGAUGGGCACUUCUUACGUACCAUACGGUCAAGCUGCUCCCACAACAUCUCAAUAGGGUUGAGAUCCGGUGACUGUGCUGGCCACUCCAUUAUAGACAGAAUACCAGCUGACUGCUUCUUCCCUAAAUAGUUAUUGCAUAGUUUGGAGCUGUGCUUUGGGUCAUUGUCCUGUUGUAGGAGGAAAUUGGCUCCAAUCAAGCGCCGUCCACAGGGUAUGGCAUGACAUUGCAAAAUGGAGUGAUAGCCUUCCUUCUUCAAGAUCCCUUUUACCCUGUACAAAUCUCCCACUUUACCACCACCAAAGCACCCCCAGACCAUCACAUUGCCUCCACCAUGCUUGACAGAUGGCAUCAAGCACUCCUCCAGCAUCUUUUCAUUUGGUCUGGGUCUCACAAAUGUUCUUCUUUGUGAUCCAAACACCUCAAACUUCGAUUAAUCUGUCCAUAACACUUUUUUCCAAUCUUCCUCCGUCCAGUGUCUGUGUUAUUUUGCCCAUCUUAAUCUUUUGUUUUUAUUGGCCAGUCUGAGAUAUGGCUUUUUCUUUGCAACUCUGCCUAGAAGGUCAGCAUCCCGGAGUCGCCUCUUCACUGUUGACGUUGAGACUGGUGUUUUGCGGGUACUAUUUAAUGAAGCUGCCAGUUGAGGACCUGUGAGGCGUCUGUUUCUCACUAGACACUCUAAUGUAUUUGUCCUCUUGCUCAGUUGUGCACCGGGGCCUCCCACUCCUCUUUCUAUUCUGGUUAGAGCCAGUUUGCCCUGUUCUGUGAAGGGAUGUAGUACACAGCGUUGUACGAGAUCUUCAGUUUCUUGGCAAUAUCUCACAUGGAAUAGCCUUCAUUUCUCAGAACAAGAAUAGACUGACAAGUUUCAGAAGAAAGUUAUUUUUUUCUGGCCAUUUUGAGCCUGUAAUCGAACCCACAAUUGCUGAUGCUCCAGAUACUCAACUAGUCUCAAGAAUGCCAGUUGUAUUGCUUCUUUAAUCAGCACAACAGUUUUCAGCUGUGCUAAAAUAAUUGCAAAAGGGUUUUCUAAUUAUCAAUUAGCCUUUUAAAAUGAUAAACUUGGAUUAGCAAACACACAACGUGCCAUUGGAACACAGGACUGAUGGUUGCUGAUAAUGGGCCUCUGUACGCCUAUGUACAGUGAGGGAAAAAAGUAUUUGAUCCCCUGCUGAUUUUGUACGUUUGCCCACUGACAAAGAAAUGAUCAGUCUAUAAUUUUAAUGGUAGGUUUAUUUGAACAGUGAGAGACAGAAUAACAACAAAAAAAUCCAGAAAAACGCAUGUCAAAAAUGUUAUUAAUUGAUUUGCAUUUUAAUGAGGGAAAUAAAUAUUUGACCCCUCUGCAAAACAUGACUUAGUACUUGGUGGCAAAACCCUUGUUGGCAAUCACAGAGGUCAGACGUUUCUUGUAGUUGGCCACCAGGUUUGCACACAUCUCAGGAGGGAUUUUGUCCCACUCCUCUUUGCAGAUCUUCUCCAAGUCAUUAAGGUUUCGAGGCUGACGUUUGGCAAUUCGAACCUUCAGCUCCCUCCACAGAUUUUCUAUGGGAUUAAGGUCUGGAGACUGGCUAGGCCACUCCAGGACCUUAAUGUGCUUCUUCUUGAGCCACUCCUUUGUUGCCUUGGCCGUGUGUUUUGGGUCAUUGUCAUGCUGGAAUACCCAUCCACGACCCAUUUUCAAUGCCUUGGCUGAGGGAAGGAGGUUCUCACUCAAGAUUUGACGGUACAUGGCCCCGUCCAUCAUCCCUUUGAUGCGGUGAAGUUGUCCUGUCCCCUUAGCAGAAAAACACCCCCAAAGCAUAAUGUUUCCACCUCCAUGUUUGACGGUGGGGAUGGUGUUCUUGGGGUCAUAGGCAGCAUUCCUCCUCCUCCAAACACGGCGAGUUGAGUUGAUGCCAAAGACCUCGAUUUUGGUCUCAUCUGACCACAACACUUUCACCAAGUUCUCCUCUGAAUCAUUCAGAUGUUCAUUGGCAAACUUCAGAUGGCCCUGUAUAUGUGCUUUCUUGAGCAGGGGGACCAUGCGGGCGCUGCAGGAUUUCAGUCCUUCACGGCAUAGUGUGUUACCAAUUGUUAUCUUGGUGACUACGGUCCCAGCUGCCUUGAGAUCAUUGACAAGAUCCUCCCGUGUAGUUCUGGGCUGAUUCCUCACCGUUCUCAUGAUCAUUGCAACUCCACGAGGUGAGACCUUGCAUGGAGCCCCAGGCCGAGGGAGAUUGACAAGUCUUUUGUGUUUCUUCAAUAUUUGCGAAUAAUCGCACCAACUGUUGUAACCUUCUCACCAAGCUGCUUGGCGAUGGUCUUGUAGCCCAUUCCAGCCUUGUGUAGGUCUACAAUCUUGUCCCUGACAUCUUUGGAGAGCUCUUUGGUCUUGGCCAUGGUAGAGAGUUUGGAAUCUGAUUGAUUGAUUGCUUCUGUGGACAGGUGUCUUUUAUACAGGUAACAAACUGAGAUUAGGAGCACUCCCUUUAAGAGUGUGCUUCUAAUCUCAGCUCUUUACCUUUUAUAAAAAGACACCUGGGAGCCAGAAAUCUUUCUGAUUGAGAGGGGGUCAAAUACUUACAAGAAACGUCUGACCUCUGUGAUUGCCAACAAGGGUUUUGCCACCAAGUACUAAGUCAUGUUUUGCAGAGGGGUCAAAUAUUUAUUUCCCUCAUUAAAAUGCAAAUCAAUUUAUAACAUUUUUGACAUGCGUUUUUCUGGAUUUUUUUGUUGUUAUUUUGUCUCUCACUGUUCAAAUAAACCUACCAUUAAAAUUAUAGACUGAUCAUUUCUUUGUCAGUGGGGAUCAAAUACUUUUUUCCCCUCACUGUAGAUAUUCCAUAAAAAAUCAGCCGUUUCCAGCUACAAUAGCCAUUUACAACAAUAACAAUGUCUACACUGUAUUUCUGAUCAAUUUGAUGUUAUUUUAAUAGACAACUUUUUUUUUUGCUUUUCUUUCGAAGAAAACAAGGACAUUUCUAAGUGACCCCAAACUUUUGAACGGUAGUGUAUAUCAAACUGUUGAUUUUAAAUGUAUUACAAUGGAGUGUAAAACCUUCCUACCUUUCCUCCUCCGCUAGAUCCGAUAUAUAUCCCAGACUCAGGGCCUGCCUGCAGAGUACCUGCUGAGCGCCGGCACCAAGACUGGCCGCUUCUUCAAGAGAGGACCUGACUCCAGCUACCCCCUGUGGAGGAUCAAGGUAUUACACACCUCCUCACUUGCCGCAACAAUCUGGUAAUUGUUUUUUGUUGUUAGGCAGAAACAAGCUUUAUUUUUCUUAGGAAGAUCUACCUUCAUGAAAUAAGUAAUGUCGCCGACUCUGUAAUACUUUAUGGAGAUGCACACCAUAAUGUAAUUUUUCCUUUUCCUGUAUAUUCAAGCUUCAGCCGUUCUUCUAAACAUGUAGCGAUGACGAGUGUAACGUUAAUAUGUUCUGUGUUUAUUAGACUCCUUCAGACCACGAGGCUGAGAUGGGCAUCAAGUCUAAGGAGGCUAGGAAAUACAUCUUCAAUUGUCUGGAUGACAUGAUGCAGGUAGGUAUGAUGCAGCUAGGUAUGCUACAUGAUGCAGGUAGGUAUGCUACAUGAUGCAGGUAGGUAUGCUACAUGAUGCAGGUAGGUAUGCUACAUGAUGCAGGUAGGUAUGCUACAGGAUGCAGGUAGGUAUGCUACAGGAUGCAGGUAGGUAUGCUACAGGAUGCAGGUAGGUAUGCUACAGGAUGCAGGUAGGUAUGCUACAGGAUGCAGGUAGGUAUGCUACAGGAUGCAGGUAGGUAUGCUACAGGAUGCAGGUAGGUAUGCUACAGGAUGCAGGUAGGUAUGCUACAUGAUGCAGGUAGGUAUGCUACAUGAUGCAGGUAGGUAUGCUACAUGAUGCAGGUAGGUACAAAGUGCUUAUACAGAAACCGAGCCAAACCCCCGAAGAGCAAGCAAUGCAGAUGUAGAAGCACAGUGGCUAGGAAAAACAGGAACGUAGGAAGAAACCUAGAGGGGAACCAGGCUCUGAGGGGUGGCCAGUCCUCUUCUGGCUGUACUGGGUAGAGGGGAACCAGGCUCUGAGGGGUGGCCAGUCCUCUUCUGGCUGUACUGGGUAGAGAGGAACCAGGCUCUGAGGGGUGGCCAGUCCUCUACUGGCUGUACUGGGUAGAGGGGAACCAGGCUCUGAGGGGUGGCCAGUCCUCUUCUGGCUGUACUGGGUAGAGGGGAACCAGGCCUUGAGGGGUGGCCAGUCCUCUUCUGGCUGUACUGGGUAGAGGGGAACCAGGCUCUGAGGGGUGGCCAGUCCUCUUCUGGCUGUACUGGGUAGAGGGGAACCAGGCUCUGAGGGGUGGCCAGUCCUCUUCUGGCUGUACUGGGUAGAGGGGAACCAGGCUCUGAGGGGUGGCCAGUCCUCUUCUGGCUGUACUGGGUAGAGGGGAACCAGGCCUUGAGGGGUGGCCAGUCCUCUACUGGCUGUACUGGGUAGAGGGGAACCAGGCUCUGAGGGGUGGCCAGUCCUCUUCUGGCUGUACUGGGUAGAGAGGAACUACUCUUAAUUAUUGUCCAAUAUGUUCAAAUCAAAAUGUAUUAGUGACAUGCUUAGUAAACAACAGGUGUAGACUAACAGUGAAACGCUUACUUUUGUUAGACAUCAGUGCGGCUUUUGACACUAACGAUCAUAGUCUGCUGCUGGAAAAACGUAUGUGUUAUGGCUUUACACCCCCUGCUAUAUUGUGGAUAAAGAGUUACCUGUCUAACAGAACACAGAAGGUGUUCUUUAAUGGAAGCCUCUCCAACAUAAUCCAGGUAGAAUCAGGAAUUCCCCAGGGCAGCUGUCUAGGCCCCUUACUUUUUCAAUCUUUACUAACAACAUGCCACUGGCUUUGAGUCAAGCCAGUGUGUCUAUGUAUGUGGAUGACUCAACACUAUACACGUCAGCUACUACAGCAACUGAAAUGACUACAACACUUAACAAAGAGCUGCAGUUAGUUUCAGAGUGGGUGGCAAGGAAUAAGUUAGUCCUAAAUAUUUCUACAACUAAAAGCAUUGAAUUUGGGUCAAAUAAUUCACUAAACCCUAAACUUCAACUAAAUCUUGUAAUAAAUAAUAUGGAAAUUGAGCAAGUUGAGGAGACUAAACUGCUUGGAGUUACCCUGGAUUGUAAACUGUCAGUGUCAAAGCAUAUUGAUACAACAUUAGCUAAGAUUGGGAGAAGUCUGUCCAUAAUAAAGCGCUGCUCUACCUUCUUAACAGCACUAUCAACAAGGCAGGUCCUACAUGCCCUAGUUUUGUCGCACCUGGACUACUGUUCAGUUGUGUGGUCAGGUGCCACAAAAAAUGACUUAUUAAAAUUGCAAUUAGCUCAGAACAGGGCAGCACGGCUGGCCCUUGGAUGUACAAAGAGAGCUAACAUUAAUAAAAUGCAUGUCAAUCUCUCCUGGCUCAAAGUGGAGGAGAGAUUGACUUCAUCACUACUUGUAUUUGUGAGAGGUAUUGACAUGUUGAAUGCACCGAGCUGUCUGUUUGAACUACUGGCAAACAGCUCAGACACCCAUGCAUACCCCACAAGACAUGCCACCAGAGGUCUCUUCACAGUCCCCAAGUCCAGAACAGACUAUGGGAGGUGCACAGUACUACAUAGAGCCAUGGCUACAUGGAACUCUAUUCCACAUCAGGUAACUGAUGCAAGCAGUAGAAUCAGAUUUUAAGAAAAAUAAACACCUAUGGAACAGCGGGGACUGUGAAGCAACACAAACAUAGGCACAGACACAUGCAUACACACACAUGAUAACAUACGCACUAUACACACACGUACACAUGGAUUUUGUACUGUAGAUAUGUGGUAGUGGUGGAGUAGGGGCCUGAGGGCACACAGUGUGUUGUGAAAUCUGUGAAUGUAUUGUAAUGUUUUUAAAUUGUAUGAACUGCCUUAAUGUUGCUGGACCCCAGGAAGUGUAGCUGCUGCCUUGGCAGGAACUAAUGGGGAUCCAUAAUAAACCCCAGGAAGAGUAGCUGCUGCCUUGGCAGGAACUAAUGGGGAUCCAUAAUAAACUCCAGGAAGAGUAGCUGCUGCCUUGGCAGGAACUAAUGGGGAUCCAUAAUAAACCCCAGGAAGAGUAGCUGCUGCCUUGGCAGGAACUAAUGGGGAUCCAUAAUAAACCCCAGGAAGAGUAGCUGCUGCCUUGGCAGGAACUAAUGGGGAUCCAUAAUAAACUCCAGGAAGAGUAGCUGCUGCCUUGGCAGGAACUAAUGGGGAUCCAUAAUAAACCCCAGGAAGAGUAGCUGCUGCCUUGGCAGGAACUAAUGGGGAUCCAUAAUAAACCCCAGGAAGAGUAGCUGCUGCCUUGCCAGGAACUAAUGGGGGAUCCAUAAUAAAUACAAAUACAAAAUACUUCUCAACAAUCCAGAGAGAAUUUUUUUUUAGAAAAAUAGGUAGGGAUAAAGUGACAACAGGAUGGACAGUAACCACAGCGUGUGUGAUAGGAAGCUCUUGAUUAACUAUUUAACAAACUAUUUAGCAGUCUUAUGACUUGGGGGUAGAAACUGUUCAGGGUCCUGUUGGUUCCAGACCUAGCGCAUCGGUACCGCUUGUCAUGCGGUAGCAGAGAGAACAGUUUAUGACUUGGGUGGCUGGCAUCUUUGACCAUUUUUAGGGCCUUCCUCUGACACCACCUGGUAUAGAGGUCCUGGAUGUACUGGGCCGUACGCACUACCCUCUGUAGUGCCUUGCGGUCGGAGGCCGAGCAGUUGCCAUACCAGGCGGUGAUGCAACCAGUCAAGAUGCUCUCAAUGGUGCAGCUGUAGAAUGUUUUGAGGAUCUGAGGACCAAUGCCAAAUCUUUUCAGCCUCCUGAGGGGGAAGAGGCGUUGUCGUGCCCUCUUCACGACUGUGUUGGUGUGUUUGGACCAUGAUAGAUCCUCAGUGAUGUGGACACUGAAGAACUUGAAGCUCUCAACCUGCUCCACUACAGCCCCGUCGAUGUGAAUGGGGGCGUGCUCGGCCCUCCGUUUCCUGUAGUCCACGAUCUACCAGUUCUGAUGGUUGUUAAAACUGGAAUUUUGACAAUAUUACCAUUAUAUCAACACACUCGUCACUCAUGUUUAACAACUCUAAUUAACUUUGGCACAGUAGGCGUCAAGUCAAUUGUCGAUAAUGUUGCAUCCAACAAUUGCAUCUAACGUUUGAAAGGUCUAUCAUUUUCAUCGAACACAAAGUUAACAUAGGCCUUAGAUGCCUUCAGUUGCCCAACUUCUAGGCAUGGCCAAUUUAGGCAUCUUUUUUUAACAACGUGAUGUUGCGCUCCAAAGGGAUAACUUGAAAUAACAUGAUAUAGGUAAUUAAAUAAUCAAAAGAAAAAUGUGUUUAUUUAUUAGCCUAGUUCUAAGUAUUUAGGCAAAGGCCUAUCACGUGAAAUCACUGUCAAAGGCGCAAGAGCUACUGUUGCAUGUAGGUGUAGGUUAUUUAUGGAUUGAUCUUAUAGGAAUAUCAAAACAUUCUUUUAACAACUCCAAAGCAAUUACAUGUGGUGCAGGAACCACUGACUCACUGCAUUUUUCUAUUAUCCAGACACCUGCUGGUAACUCUUAACUGGUUAGGACAGCUCAUGAGGUCUGCUAAAUAUCUGCCGACUAGGUGGGAAUCUUAUGACUAAAGAGGCUUCAUGCAUAGCUUGUUUUUUUUUUACCCAUCAGAGUAAAAUGCCUCUUCUCAGCAUUUACCACCAAUUUCCUGCUCUGAGAUGCUUUGUGGAUACGGGCCCUGGUAGCAGCACGACCAGGUAGCAUCACGACCAGGUAGCAUCACGACCAGGUAGCAGCACGACCAGGUAGCAGCACAACCAGGUAGCAUCACGACCAGGUAGCAGCACGACCAGGUAGCACCACGACCAGGUAGCACCACGACCAGGUAGCACCACGACCAGGUAGCAUCACGACCAGGUAGCAUCACGACCAGGUAGCAUCACGACCAGGUAGCAUCACGACCAGGUAGCAUCACGACCAGGUAGCAGCUCGACCAGGUAGCAGCACGAUCAGGUAGCAGCUCGACCAGGUAGCAUCACGACCAGGUAGCUCACCCUCCCCAAGUCCUAAUCUAUUAGAGGGGAUGAAACCCCAAAACUGACCUUAGCUCUGUCUUUAGCGGCAGCUUCACCCUUCAUCCAACCUGACCACUCCAUCCUGUUGCAUCACUUCCUCUUCCACUUCCUGGUGCAGGUCAAUCUCUCAUCUCACCUGGAGGGGACGGACAUGCUGGCGGAGAAAGCUGAUAGGAGGGAGUUCAUCGACCUGCUGAAGCGGAUGCUCCGAUUGGAUGCUGACAAGAGGAUCACGCCCACUAAGACGCUGGGUCAUCCCUUCGUCACCAUGAGUCACCUGCUGGACUUCCCUCACAGCUCCCAGUACGUACACCUGUCAUUGUGUGUGGAAAGAUGUACGUGUAGGUGUCUUAAGUGUGGGGUGUUUCUACAUUUGACUUUUCCCUUUGUGGGUGAAAUUUGAUUGGUUUAUUGAUUGGUUAAAUUAUUUGAUCGAUCAAUUGAUUAUUUGAUUGUCUCUCCCCCUGCAGUGUGAAGUCUUGCUUUCAGAACAUGGAGCUCUGUAAGCGUAGGAGCUCAUCGUUCGACAACAACAAAACUCUCUUCUCCACGAACACUCUUCCCAGUGCUGCCACCGGCAACCUCACUGUCACCUUCAGCAACCAGCUCAGCCAGGUACAUACACACUGUCACCUUCAGCAACCAGCUCAGCUAGGUACAUACACACUGUCACCUUCAGCAACCAGCUCAGCCAGGUACAUACACACUGUCACCUUCAACAACCAGCUCAGCCAGGUACAUACACACUGUCACCUUCAGCAACCAGCUCAGCCAGGUACAUACACACUGUCACCUUCAGCAACCAGCUCAGCCAGGUACAUACACACUGUCACCUUCAGCAACCAGCUCAGCCAGGUACAUACACACUGUAACCUUCAGCAACCAGCUUAACCAGGUACAUACACACUGUAACCUUCAGCAACCAGCUCAGCCAGGUACAUACACACUGUCACCUUCAGCAACCAGCUCAGCCAGGUACAUACACACUGUCACCUUCAGCAACCAGCUCAGCCAGGUACAUACACACUGUCACCUUCAGCAACCAGCUCAGCCAGGUACAUACACACUGUCACCUUCAGCAGCCAGCUCAGCCAUGUACAUACACACUGUCACCUUCAGCAACCAGCUCAGCCAGGUACAUACACACUGUCACCUUCAACAACCAGCUCAGCCAGGUACAUACACACUGUCACCUUCAGCAACCAGCUCAGCCAGGUACAUACACACUGUCACCUUCAGCAGCCAGCUCAGCCAGCUCAGCCAGGUACAUACACACUGUCACCUUCAGCAACCAGCUCAGCCAGGUACAUGCACACUGUCACCUUCAGCAACCAGCUCAGCCAGGUACAUGCACACUGUCACCUUCAGCAACCAGCUCAGCCAGGUACAUGCACACUGUCACCUUCAGCAACCAGCUCAGCCAUGUACAUACACACUGUCACCUUCAGCAACCAGCUCAGCCAGGUACAUACACACUGUCACCUUCAGCAACCAGCUCAGCCAGGUACAUACACACUGUCACCUUCAGCAACCAGCUCAGCCAGCUCAGCCAGGUACAUACACACUGUCACCUUCAGCAGCCAGCUCAGCCAGGUACAUACACACUGUCACCUUCAACAACCAGCUCAGCCAGGUACAUACACACUGUCACCUUCAGCAGCCAGCUCAGCCAUGUACAUACACACUGUCACCUUCAGCAACCAGCUCAGCCAGGUACAUACACACUGUCACCUUCAGCAACCAGCUCAGCCAGGUACAUACACACUGUCACCUUCAGCAACCAGCUCAGCCAGGUACAUACACACUGUCACCUUCAGCAGCCAGCUCAGCCAGGUACAUACACACUGUCACCUUCAGCAACCAGCUCAGCCAGGUACAUACACACUGUCACCUUCAGCAACCAGCUCAGCCAGGUACAUACACACAGUCACCUUCAGCAGCCAGCUCAGCCAGGUACAUACACACUGUCACCUUCAGCAGCCAGCUCAGCCAGGUACAUACACACUGUCACCUUCAGCAACCAGCUCAGCCAGGUACAUACACACUGUCACCUUCAGCAGCCAGCUCAGCCAGCUCAGCCAGGUACAUACACACUGUCACCUUCAGCAACCAGCUCAGCCAGGUACAUACACACUGUCACCUUCAGCAACCAGCUCAGCCAGGUACAUACACACUGUCACCUUCAGCAACCAGCUCAGCCAGGUACAUACACACUGUCACCUUCAGCAACCAGCUCAGCCAGCUCAGCCAGGUACAUACACACUGUCACCUUCAGCAACCAGCUCAGCCAGGUACAUACACACUGUCACCUUCAGCAACCAGCUCAGCCAGGUACAUACACACUGUCACCUUCAGCAGCCAGCUCAGCCAGCUCAGCCAGGUACAUACACACUGUCACCUUCAGCAACCAGCUCAGCCAGGUACAUACACACUGUCACCUUCAGCAACCAGCUCAGCCAGGUACAUGCACACUGUCACCUUCAGCAACCAGCUCAGCCAGGUACAUACACACUGUCACCUUCAGCAACCAGCUCAGCCAGCUCAGCCAGGUACAUACACACUGUCACCUUCAGCAACCAGCUCAGCCAGGUACAUACACACUGUCACCUUCAGCAACCAGCUCAGCCAGGUACAUACACACUGUCACCUUCAGCAACCAGCUCAGCCAGGUAAAUACACACUGUCACCUUCAGCAACCAGCUCAGCCAGGUACACACACACUGUCACCUUCAGCAACCAGCUCAGCCAGGUACAUACACACUGUCACCUUCAGCAACCAGCUCAGCCAUGUACAUACACACUGUCACCUUCAGCAACCAGCUCAGCCAGGUACACACUCACACACACAUACAAGUUAAGGCCAGUGUAUACUUUCAGCGACGUCAUACAGUUGAAGUCUAAUUGAGGAUGAAAAUGUCUUUGGCAACACAAAGUAGCAGUUACAGUUCCAGACCCUGUUCCAACCAAUAAGAUCAGAGAACUACAGACUUGUUAUAUAGGUUACGUAAUAAAGUAGGAUUCCUGCUCAUGUCCGUAAUAAAGUAGGAUUCCUGCUCAUGUCCGUAAUAAAGUAGGAUUCCUGCUCAUGUCCGUAAUAAAGUAGGAUUCCUGCUCAUGUCCGUAAUGAAGUAGGAUUCCUGCUCAUGUCCGUAAUAAAGUAGGAUUCCUGCUCAUGCACGUAAAAAAGUAGGAUUCCUGCUCAUGCACGUAAUAAAGUAGGAUUCCUGCUCAUGCUCGUAAUAAAGUAGGAUUCCUGCUCAUGUCCGUAAUGAAGUAGGAUUCCUGCUCAUGCACGUAAUAAAGUAGAAGUUUCCCAUUUUGUUCAUCUAUAAACAGUCAAUAGACAUGAAAUCAUAAAAUAAUACUAAAAAUAUGUAGGCAUCACUGAAUACUUCAUAAUAACAACCCAAAAUGCUAAUUUAGGUGGAAUUGCCCUUUAAACAGAACAGAACAGAAUUGUAUUGGAUAACUAUGAACUUCCAACUGAGUGUGACCAGUAUUCUAACCAUAACUGGACUGUACCAUCAGGUGCCGUCAGCCGGGGGAGCUGUUCCUCUCCUGAACUACCAGCCAGCCCUGUACCAGCAGGCCACUAUCAACAUCCCUGGGCUGGCCCAACAGAGUGUCCCCCUGCAGGCUCGCCCCACAGGCCUGGCCUGCCAGACUGAGCCCUUCCAGCAGACGCUCUUCGUCUGCCCACCAAACACCAUACAGGGUAAAACAGGAAUACUUUGGGACGGUUUCCGAGACACAGAUUAAGCCUGGUCCUGUCCUGAAAAGCAUGCUCAAUGGAGAUUCCCCCUUUUUAGACCAGCACUGUUACCAGGGUCAGGCUAAUUUGAGUUUCUAAGGAAAUUGCAUGGUUCAGUGUAAUAACACCGUAAUUACCUAAUGAAUGACGUUGUAUUUUUGAUGGGAGGGAGUAACAUUAUUGUGGUGUAGAGGUUGACACGGGAGUGAAAAUCCAUUCCUGUCCCGCCUUUUUCCCGUGCUGUCCAGAUCCUAAAAACAGUUCUGUAACCCCAGAACUUUCCUGUCCCGUCCUGAUAAAAAUCCUCUGCCGUCCCAUGCCGUGCUCAUUAUUACGUUCAGAAAUCUGAAAAUAACUUCCUCUGUUAGCUGCUCGUCUGUCUGUUCCCCGCUGUGCGCGUGGGUAGCCAUAGCAACUGCCUCCGAUUUGGAUGCUGCUCAGCGCUCACCAGACACCAGCCUGCCCUGCUGAUAACAACCACAAUAUCAGAUUUGGGCAGUGAAGGCAGCCCUUCUACUUACCCAGAGUCUGAUGAAGUCAAUUCCUCUCUUGAAAGCUUCAUCAUUCACUGACAUACACUACCAGUCAAAAGUUUGGACACACCUACCCAUUCAAGGGUUUUUCUUUAUUUUUACUAUUUUCUACAUUGUAGAAUAAUAGUGAAGACAUCAAAACUAUCACAUAACACAUAUGGAAUCAUGUAGUAACCAAAAAAGUGUUAAACAAAUCAAAAUAUAGUUUAUAUUUAGAUUCUUCAAAUAGCCACCCUUUACCUUGAUGACAGCUUUGCACACUCUUGGCAUUCUCUCAACCAGCUUCAUGAGGUAGUCACCUGGAAUGCAUUUCAAUUAACAGGUGUGCCUUGUUAAAAGUUAAUUUGUGGAAUUUCUUUACUUCUUAAUGCGUUUGAGCCAAUCAGCUGUGUUGUGACAAGGUAGGGGGGUAUACAGAAGAUAGCUCUAUUUAGUUAAAGACCAAGUCCAUAUUACGGCAAGAACAGCUCAAAUAAGCAAAGAGAAACGACAGUCCAUCAUUACUUUAUGACAUGAAGGUCAGUCAAUACGGAACAUUUCAAGAACUUUGAAAGUUUCUUCAAGUGCAGUCGCAAAAACCAUCAAGCGCUAUGAUGAAACUGGCUCUCAUGAGGACCGCCACAGGAAUGGAAGACCCAGAGUUACCUCUGCUGCAGAGGAUAAUUUCAUUAGAGUUACCAGCCUCAGAAAUUGCAGCCCAAAUAGAUGCUUCACAGAGUUCAAUAAUAAUAAUAAUAAUAAUAUGCCAUUUAGCAGACGCUUUUAUCCAAAGCGACUUACAGUCAUGUGUGCAUACAUUUUUACGUAUUGGUGGUCCCGGGGAUCGAACCCACUACCCUGGCGUUACAAGCGCCAUGCUCUACCAAUUGAGCUACAGAGGACCACAUUCAAGUAACAGACACAUCUCAACAUCAACUGUUCAGAGGAGACUACGUGAAUCAGGCCUUCAUGGUCGAAUUGCUGCAAAGAAACCACUACUAAAGGACACCAAUAAGAAGAAGAGACCUGCUUGGGCCAAGAAACAUGAGCACAAGGACAUUAGACUGGUGGAAAUGUGUCCUUUGGUCUGGAGUCCAAAUUGGAGAUUUUUGGUUCCAGGCGCCGUGUCUUUGUGAGACGCGGUGUGGGUGAAUGGAUGAUCUCAUGUGUAUUUCCCACCGUAAAGCAUGGAGGAGGAGGUGUUAUGGUGUGGGGGGUGCUUUGCUGGUGACACUGUCUGUGAUUUAUUUAGAAUUCUAAGCACACUUAACCAGCAUGGCUACCACAGCAUUCUGCAGCGAUACGCCAUCCCAUCUGUUUUGGGCUUUGUGGGACUAUCAUUUGUUUUUCAACAGGACAAUGACCCAACACACCUCCAGGCUGUGUAAGGGCUAUUUUACCAAGAAGGAGAGUGAUGGAGUGCUGCAUCAGAUGACCUGGCCUCCACAAUCCCCCGACCUCAACCCAAUUGAGAUGGUUUGGGAUGAGUCGGACGGCAGAGUGAAGGAAAAGCAGCCAACAAGUGCUCAGCAUAUGUGGGAACUCCUUCGACUGUUGGAAAAGCAUUCCAGGUGAAGCUGGUUGAGAGAAUGCCAAGAGUGUGCAAAAGCUCUCAUCAAGGGUGGCUAUUUGAAGAAUCUCAAAUAUAAAAUAUAUUUAGAUUUGUUUAACACUUUUUUGGUUACUACAUGAUUCCAUAUGUGUUAUUUCAUAGUGUUGAUGUCUUCACUAUUAUUCUACAAUGUAGAAAAUAGUAAACAUAAAGAAAUACACUGGAAUGAGUAGGUGUGUCCAAACGUUUGACUGGUACUGUAUAUGAGCCAAUUCAGCAAUUAGGAUUUGUUAUCUAUAAUGGUUAUGAUAAAUUAGGUCAUUAUUGUGCACUGUUGGCAUAUAGAUAAAGCGCACAUAUUUUUUUCCAGUGCGGGCCUUGUGUUCAAAAAUACCAAAAAUAUAAUUCUGAGUACUCAAAAAAUAAAUCAUGCGAGUACUCAAACAGUCAAGGAUGUCAAAUGCCUAUCCCUACUAUAUAGAAUGGUCUCCAGCUUAUCAUGGGGUAUUCUAACUCAGGCGAGCAAAAACUUAAGACUUCCUUCAUAUUAGAGAUUGCGCACCAGCUGUUGUUAACAAAGAGACCCACCCCUCCCCCCUCAUCUUACCUGAGGCUGCCCUCCAGUCAUAGAAAAACCAGCCAGAUGUAUAUUAUCUAUGUCCUUGGUCAGCCACGACUCUGAGAAACAGGAUAUUACAGUUCAUCAGGUCCCGUUGAUAGGAUAGUCUGGAACGGAGCUCGUCCAGUUAGUUCUCUAGUGACUGGACGUUCGCCAACAGAACGGAGGGUAGAGGCGGUUUAUUUGCUCGCCAACGUAGUCUCGUCAGCAUGCUGCCUCGCCUGCAAUCGUUUGCCGUCGCUUCCUCUUUCGAGUCCCGGGGAUCAAGGCCUGGUCCGGAGUAAGCAGAACGUCCAUCCCGGGGAUCAAGGCCUGGUCCGGAGUAAGCAGAACGUCCAUCCCGGGGAUCAAGGCCUGGUCCGGAGUAAGCAGAACGUCCAUCCCGGGGAUCAAGGCCUGGUCCGGAGUAAGCAGAACGUCCAGAGCUGCUGACUCAUUGAAGUAGACAUUUUGUCAUCCAAAUUGAUUGGUUAGUGGUCGCUGUUCUGAUCUGCAGAAGCUGUUUUCGGUCAAAAUGAGGAAAUGAUGGCGGAGACAUCAUGUAAAAAGUUAAGAACAGCGUAAAAAAAGUAGCAGAAUCGGUAGAGGGACUCCUCUUUCUCUGAGUGUUUUGGUAGAACCAGGGAUUUUUCUGCCUUUUAAAUCCUUGAGUUUUAUCGGGCCACCUAAGUCCAAACAGUGUAAAUAAUUUGUAUCUCUUUAAAAUGCAAAUCAAUUUAUAACAUUUUUGACAUGCGUUUUUCUGGAUUUUUGUUGUUGUUAUUCUGUCUCUCACUGUUCAAAUAAACCUACCAUUAAAAUUAUAGACUGAUCAUGUCUUUGUCAGUGGGCAAACGUACAAAAUCAGCAGGGGAUCAAAUACUUUUUUCCCCUCACUGUAGUUUAUAACAGGAAUAGUUUAUAACUAUUCCUGUACUGCUCGUUCCUGUGGACUGCCAAUCCCAUCUGGUCCUGUCCCAGGCUGGAUUCUAGAACGUCACUCCCAUUCCUGUUGCUGUGUCAACCUCUAUUGUGUUGGUGGUUACUGAUUGGCUGUUCCUCUGUCUGCAGGGCUCCAAUCCUCCAAUAAGAGCUCUGGAUUCCCAGGGAGGAUAGACAGUUCAGUCCCCAUAGUGACCCAGAACCAAUCAACACAGCCACUGCAGCUGCAGCCUGCCAUGCUCACACAGGUACGAGUGUGUGUGCGUGUGUGUGCGUGUGUGUGUGUGUGUGUGUGUGUGUGUGUGUGUGCGUAACAAAAUGAACAUUUCUGUGUUGUAUUUUCUGUGUUGUAGGUUGGCUUUAUCGUCUUUGUGUGUAAGUGAAUGUGUUCUCAUUCCUGCCCGGUCUGGCUUCCGGCUGGGUCUCAAACUCGAGCCCCAGUGGCUCAGAACAGAAUACCUUUUGAGAGUUGAGGGCUUUCCAGACAGGAAGCAAGGGGGCGGAGCUAGCCGUAAUAGAGCAGAUUUUGUCAGAUCGCUCCGCUUGGAUAGAAUUCAGUUUCUCCCAGACCUCUGUCAGACCUCUCAGCCAUGGAUCAGCCAGUUUCUCCACUCCCAGACCUCUGUCAGACCUCUCAGCCAUGGAUCAGCCAGUUUCUCCACUCCCAGACCUCUGUCAGACCUCUCAGCCAUGGAUCAGCCAGUUUCUCCACUCCCAGACCUCUGUCAGACCUCUCAGCCAUGGAUCAGCCAGUUUCUCCACUCCCAGACCUCUGUCAGACCUCUCGGCCAUGGAUCAGCCAGUGGCUUAUCAUCUUUACCUUGACAACCCAGAUCUAUCAAUCUAACCUCAAUCAGUCCACAGUCAACCCACAACCCUGAUCGAUCUAUAGACUAACCUUGGUGUCCUCAAUCAGUCCACACACAGUCCACUUCUCUAAAGGAAUUAGUAUUUGCCACUGAGAGAAGGUAUUCAGCCAUGAAGUGAGUCUGGACCUUCUGAGUUAACCGUCCUCCUCCUCCACCCUUUGCUGCCCCAUCCCCUCCUCCCUACACCCUCCACCUCCCUCCCCCAGGGCUCCUGCACACCCCUGAUGGUGGCCACCCUCCACCCCCACCCCCCCACGGUAACAGGCGUAGCCCCCCAGUACUCAGUUCCACUACCUCCUUUCCCAUCUCCUACCCUCCUCCUUUCCCUAGAUACCUCCUUUCCCAUCUCCUACCCUCCUACUUUCCCUAGAUACCUCCUUUCCCAUCUCCUACCCUCCUUCUUUCCCUAGCUACCACCUUUCCCAUCUCCUACUCAUUUAGCAGACGCUCUUAUCCAGAGCGACUUACAGGAGCAAUUAGGGUUAAGUGCCUUGCUCAAGGGCACAUUGACAGAUAUUUCACCUAGUCGGCUCGGGGAUUAGAACCAGCGACCUUUCGGUUACUGGCACAACGCUCUUAACCACUAAGCUACCUGCCGCCCUCCUCCUUUCCCUAGCUACCUCCUUUCCCAUCUCCUACCCUCCUUCUUCCCUAGCUACCUCCUUUCCCAUCUCCUACCCUCCUUCUUCCCUAGCUACCUCCUUUCCCAUCUCCUACCCUCCUUCUUCCCUAGCUACCUCCUUUCCCAUCUCCUACCCUCCUUCUUCCCUAGCUACCUCCUUUCCCAUCUCCUACCCUCCUCCUUUCCCAUCUCCUACCCUCCUUCUUCCCUAGCUACCUCCUUUCCCAUCUCCUACCCUCCUUCUUCCCUAGCUACCUCCUUUCCCAUCUCCUACCCUCCUUCUUCCCUAGCUACCUCCUUUCCCAUCUCCUACCCUCCUCCUUUCCCUAGCUACCCCCUUUCCCAUCUCCUACCCUCCUCCUUUCCCUAGCUACCCUCCUUUCCCAUCUCCUACCCUCCUUCUUUCCCUAGCUACCUCCUUUCCCAUCUCCUACCCUCCUCCUUUCCCUAGCUACCUCCUUUCCCAUCUCCUACCCUCCUUCUUCCCUAGCUACCUCCUUUCCCAUCUCCUACCCUCCUUCUUCCCUAGCUACCUCCUUUCCCAUCUCCUACCCUCCUUCUUUCCCAUCUCCUACCCUCCUUCUUCCCUAGCUACCUCCUUUCCCAUCUCCUACCCUCCUUCUUCCCUAGCUACCUCCUUUCCCAUCUCCUACCCUCCUUCUUUCCCUAGCUACCUCCUUUCCCAUCUCCUACCCUCCUUCUUCCCUAGCUACCUCCUUUCCCAUCUCCUACCUUCCCUCCCUCUGUACGGCGGAUUCAGUCUUUUACGGUUAUCACGUCACACUGUACGAUUUUACCCGGGGGGGGGGGGGGGGGGGGGGGGGGGGGGGGGUUCUACUAAGCUAUAUGGAAUUGUUUUAAUAAGGUCAUACCAAGGAUCAUUUUGCUAUUUGGUUUUGAAUUUAAAGACCCCUUCAAGUAUAAAAAAUGAAUACAUUAUUUGAUGAACAUUAACCGAUAGUCCCCCCCAAAAUGACAAAGUACGUUUGUUCUGAUUUCUCUAGCUUAAACUUUAUGGGGAUUAUUUAUUAUGCUAAUUAGAUUUCCGCUGGGGGGUGAGGUCAUCUAUCUUAGGGGGUUAAAAUCUUGAUGCCAGAUUGUACGAUAUGCUUCAGUUCUGUCGUCACAUCCUACGAUUGGCUUGAGAGGCUACUUCAGUUCCAGCGGUGUGAUUAGGACCUGUAAACGGCUUAAUCGGCGUUCCAGCGGUGUGAUUAGGACCUGUAAACGGCUUAAUCGGCGUUCCAGCGGUGUGAUUAGGACCUGUAAACGGCUUAAUCGGCGUUCCAGCGGUGUGAUUAGGACCUGUAAACGGCUUAAUCGGCGUUCCAGCGCUGUGAUUAGGACCUGUAAACGGCUUAAUCGGCGUUCCAGCGGUGUGAUUAGGACCUGUAAACGGCUUAAUCGGCGUUCCAGCGCUGUGAUUAGGACCUGUAAACGGCUUAAUCGGCGUUCCAGCGGUGUGAUUAGGACCUGUAAACGGCUUAAUCGGCGUUCCAGCGCUGUGAUUAGGACCUGUAAACGGCUUAAUCGGCGUUCCAGCGGUGUGAUUAGGACCUGUAAACGGCUUAAUCGGCGUUCCAGCGCUGUGAUUAGGACCUGUAAACGGCUUAAUCGGCGUUCCAGCGGUGUGAUUAGGACCUGUAAACGGCUUAAUCGGCGUUCCAGCGGUGUGAUUAGGACCUGUAAACGGCUUAAUCGGCGUUCCAGCGGUGUGAUUUGGACCUGUAAACGGCUUAAUCGGCGUUCCAGCGGUGUGAUUAGGACCUGUAAACGGCUUAAUCGGCGUUCCAGCGGUGUGAUUAGGACCUGUAAACGGCUUAAUCGGCGUUCCAGCGGUGUGAUUAGGACCUGUAAACGGCUUAAUCGGCGUUCCAGCUGUGUGUUUGAUCUGCACAUGCGGCAGCACCAGCAGCGCAAGCCUCCCUCUUAUGCGCGACUGAAGUGAGUUCGGGAAAAACUGAAAGUAUGCAUCUUAGAAAUAGCUUUCGCAUACAAACUUUGUGUCUGAACUCAGAAUCAAAUAGGCUUCCCCAAAAUAACAUGGUCGCUGUGGGAGAAUGUUUGUUUAUUUUGAUUGGCGAUUUUGUGCAUUUAUCAAAAUCCCAUCAGGUAGCCUGAUUUCUGAUGUGUGUAGCCUAAACAAGAUUAUUAGGGAAAUCGUUCUUCGUGCAAACCACUACACGAUAAAGGCAAAACAAUUCUGACACUGCCAGAAACUUUGUCGUAGCCUACGACUGUACUUAGCGUUACUUAAUCGGCAGACCUAGACCCUGUCACACUAAACGAGCCAAGACGUCUGACAAUUGUUUACCACCUAAGAUUUGGCCACAACGUGGACAUUUUGUCUGGGAACGGCAAAAUGGUGGCAUAAGACGGUUAAAAUGGUACAGUCUACAAAGACCUUUCCCUCCAUUAGGAGACACAGUAGAGAUACCCUUCUUUAACAGCUUGACCCAUUCCCCUCUCAUUUGUUUCAGCCUGAAAUAAUGGCAUGACUGUUUUUGUUGGAGAGCUAGUCUGCACUGCAGCCAUCUGUCUGUCUGUCUGUCUGUCUGUCUCUGUCUGUCUGUCUCUGUCUGUCUCUGUCUGUCUGUCUGUCUCUGUCUGUCUGUCUGUCUGUCUCUGUCUCUGUCUGUCUGUCUGUCUGUCUGUCUGUCUGUCUGUCUGUCUCUGUCUGUCUCUGUCUGUCUGUCUCUGUCUGUCUGUCUGUCUGUCUGUAUCUGUCUGUCUGUCUGUGUCUGUCUGUCUGUCUGUCUCUGUCUGUCUGUCUCUGUCUGUCUUGUUUUCCUUAACAUGGUUUUACGCUACAUAUUCCCUUGCUAACCUCAUCCUAACCUCAUCUGAGCAGUGUAAAUGGUCAGUCCUGCUCAAGGUUUUGUGGAUAAUAUAAGUGUCUUCAUUAAGCACUGCGAGGGUGUGAUUAGAAGGAGAAAAUGCUUCCCACUGUCUUGAUCUGGUUUGCCUUUUUUUUCUUCCUGUGCAUUACUGAACACUGUGCAUGACAUGUAGGUCAGGGAGUGGCUUCAGAUGAGACUUUUAAUGCACCUCUUUUUGGGGUUUGUUUUUCUGUGCUUUAGUUGACCUUGUCUAGGGAGGAGUAGGCCCGUCUGUCUGUCCAAGCAGAGUUUCUAAGCAUGGCUCAGUACUUGAAGCCUGGAUGACCUCCUGACCUGUUCCUGUAUGACAUCACCAGCUCCAGCUUCACCCAUUGGCUCCUUUGGAUAAUGUCGUUCUACCAACCAGCUGCUCUCAUCAUGGAUGAAUUGCUAACUGGUGUGUGUUCUCUGUAGCAGGCCUGGCCAGCCGGCACCCAGCAGAUCCUGAUCCCGUCGUCAUGGCAGCAGGUUCCGGGUGUGGCCAUCCACGGCUCCACCCACCAGUCGGUUGUCACGGAGUCUCCCUUGGAGACACUCCUUCCGGACACAGCCCAGCAGACACACAGCUGGAGGUAGGGUUAUCACCAUGGUUACAUGGCUUUCUGGUCUGUUAGCAUAGAUCUCUUUAUAUAAAAUAACAGAAGUCAAGAGUCCAUCAGAAAACUAUUCUUACCCCCAGAUAACUUCACAGGAUAACUAUCCCAGAAAAAGAGAAGCAGACCUGGGUUUCUGAAAAAUGGAUUCAAAUACUUUAUCUGUGCCUGUUUGAGCUUGCCUGGCUUAAUAAACAAAUAGAAAUGUCCCCAAACUGCAAAUCCCGCCCAUGUGGCACUCCAGGCAGACUCAAGCAAACUCAAAGUAUUUUAAUAAAAUGUUCAAGUAUUCGAAGGUCUGAAGAAAAUCAGGUGUACUCUGGUGUAUGUGUGUGUGUGUGUGUGUGUGUGUGUGUGUGUGUGUGUGUGUGUGUGUGUGUGUGUGUGUGUGUGUAGGGGAUCUCAGUACAGCGGAGUGCUGCAGCAGAACCUGGGGGUUAAUUCGAGGAGCGGAGCAGGGAAGAGGGCUAAGGGUGGCCGUGGCAACAGCAGAACCACCAGGUAUGACUGAAACAGGACAAAUUGGACGGACGGUGGCACAACAACUAGUUACAGGGAUCAACUAUACUGAACAAAAAUAUAAACGCAACAUGCAACAAUUUCAACAAUUUUACUGAGUUACAGUUCAUAUGAGGAAAUCAGUCAAUUUAAAUAAAUUAAUUAGGCCCUAAUCUAUAGAUUUCACAUGACUGGGCAGGGACGCAGCCAUGAGUGGGCAUCGGCCCACCCACUGGGGAGCCAGGCCCAGCCAAUCAGAAUCAGUUUUUUUUUUCCCACAAAAAGGGCUUUAUUUCAGACAGAAAUACUAGUUUCAUCAGCUGUCCGGGUGGCUGGUCUCAGACGAUCCCGCAGUUGAAGAUGCCAGAUGUGGAGGUCCUGGGCUGGCGCGGUUACACGUGGUCUGGGGAGGUCCUGGGCUGGCGUGGUUACACGUGGUCUGGGGAGGUCCUGGGCUGGCGUGGUUACACGUGGUCUGGGGAGGUCCUGGGCUGGCGUGGUUACACGUGGUCUGCGGAGGUCCUGGGCUGGCGUGGUUACACGUGGCCUGCGGUUGUGAGGCCAGUUGGACGUACUGCUUAAAACGAUGUUGGGAGGCAGCUUAUGUUAGAGAAAUGAACAUUACUUUCUCUGGCAACAACUCUGGUGGACAUUCAUGCAGUCAGCAUGCCAAUUGCACCCUCCCUCAAAACUUUAGACAUCUGUGGCAUUGUGUGACAAAACUGCACAUUUUAGAGUGGCCUUUUAUUGUCCCCGGCACAAGCUCACUAACAGGGAUGUAAAACAAAAUGUGUGCUCAACAUUCGAGAGAAAUAAGCUUUUUGUGAGUAUUGAACAUUUCUGGGAUGUUUUAUUUCAGCUCAUGAAACAUGGGACCCACACCUUACAUGUUGCGUUUAUAUUUUUUGUUCAGUGUGGUAGCUGGUUAGGCCCAUCAACUAGUAACAUCUAAUAACGAAUAACAGCUGGAAAAGUUAGGUUUUCAGGGGCUCCACAAAAAUGUUUUCGACCUUGCUCUGCAUGGAAAUCAGGAAUAGUAAAGGUGUGUAACUAAGUUUGUUUUCUUUGCGCGUGUGUGUGUGUGUUUGUGUGUGUGUGUGUUUGUCCAGGGGUGUGUCUGGUGCAUCCCUGCUCACCAACGCCGUGCUGACUCCGCCCAUCUGCACCGCGGCGGCGUCUCUCUCUCAGCCAAUCAUCAUCUCGGACACGCCCAGCCCGGCGGUCAGCGUCAUCACCAUCCAUAGCGACUCAGACGAUGAGGAUGAGGGGAAGUUCCUCCCCUCCAGGUGCCCCGUCCAAUCACAAACAACUGUAACAGUUUGGCCCCGCUUUAUGUGGAUAGUUCCUAAUAAAGGAUCUGUAGAUGCUCAAACUAUCAACUAACUCAUCUGUUGAGAUGCAACAUCUUGACCGUUACUUGACUUCAACCCUUUUAGUCUGUGAGGAGCGUAGGUCAUCCACAAAUGUAAAGGGCUUUUAACCCUCUAGAGUUGAAGAUACCAAGGAUAAUUUAGCGAUUCGAUUUGGAGUUUUAGGACUUCUUAAGGUAUAUAUAUUUUUAAAAAAAAAUGAAUUUGGCCUUACUGCUAUUAGCCCAUAGAAAUGCAUUGAAUAACAUUUUACAUUUUUACAUUUUAGUCAUAUAGCAGACGCUCUUAUCCAGAGCGACUUACAGUUAGUGAAUACAUUUUCAUACUGGCCCCCCGUGGGAAUCGAACCCACAACCCUGGCGUUGCAAACACCAUUCUCUACCAACUGAGCUACACAGGACUAAAAAUAACAGCUUCAUACAUGGAUAAAACAGAUAGUUUAGUUCUGAAGUGUCUGUCCUAUAACUGAGAGAUAUAAGAAAUAUCAGAAAACCACAUUUUUGUUGACGUAUUUAAAGCUGAACGUAUGAAACCCAUUAGACACUGUUGAUAUGAACGGACGAGGAAUUGAUGAUCCUAUCCACCACCAAUACAUCUACCAUCUGUAUUUCUUUCUUGUCAGUAUCUACUGUAUGUCUAAUGUGUGUGUGUGUGUUUGUGAACCAGCUGUGGUCCGGCUCAGAGGACUAACGUGAUCAGCUGUGUGACGGUUCACGACUCGGACUCCUCUACGGCCAGCCCCCUCACCCCCCUCCCCCUCCCCCUCCCCCGCACACACCUCCCUGGGGGAGGGACGUCUAGAGGCAAGUCCCUGGCCGUGGUCGCACCGUCUGUAAAGACCCAACCAACUGAGACAGGUGACAGGGCUCACGCAUACACGUCGAAUACACACACACACACACACACACACACACACACACACACACACACACAAAUACAGAAAAAACGUUUUUAAACCAGUUUGAGUGUGAUAAUUUGAUUAUUAUUAUUAUUUGUACCAGUGUGUAUUAUACUCAUGUGUGAAUUGGAAAUGGGUUAUUUGCAUAUACCAACUCCCCUCGUAGAGUGGGGUCACAGCCAGGGUCAGCCAUUAUCAACGGCAAUCAUGGAGCAAUUAUGGUUAAGUGCCUUGCUCAAGGGCACAUCGACUGAUUUUCACCAUGUCGGCUCAGGGUUUCGAACUAGCGACCUUUCAGUUACUGACCCUCCUUCUUCCUGAUUGGUUUCCAGUGCAACACCAGAGUUCCUACAUCAAGCCCAAGCUGGCCAAUCGACAUCCCUGUAGCUCUGGAGACGGCAGCAACCGCCAUAGGCUAGUCCCCAGCCAAUCACAUCCCCUCAACCUCAGCCAGGUGAGUCAGCAGCCAAUAGCAUCCUCUCUUACUAGUGAGUAUUUCACAUUGCAUGUAGGGCCCAAUAAAAUCUGCGUUGCUGAGUCGAGUGCAGUGGUUAGCCUCUUCAUCAUCAACAACAAAUGGUGUGCUUACUUGGGCGCAGUGGGAGUACCAACCCAUUGUUCACCCGUCUCGGAAUACCUGAUGGUCAGAUGCCGACCCUUCCACCUCCUGAGGGAGUUUACAGCUGUUAGCGUGACUGUUGUAGACAUUCCACCUCAGGACAAUAAAAAUAACAAGAUGGUGCCUAAUGAGCUGUUACGAGGCUAUAAAGAAGCAGGAAAACGUGCAUCCAUGGGGCUGCUUUGCUAGAGCUGACUGGGAUAUGUUUCGAGACUCCACCGAUAACGUCGACGAGCUAACCACCUCCGUCACCGGCUUCGUUAGGAAAUGCAUCGGGCGACGUUGUCACCACAGUUGAAGGUUCACUGCUUCCCCAAUCAAAAGCCCUGGAUUAACACUGACUAAUCUAAAAGGACAGGGCUUCCACACACAGGGCUAUCACAGACAACCCUGAGGCUACGGCUGAGGACAGGAACACGUACAGGAAGUCCCGCUACGCUACGGCUGAGGACAGGAACACGUACAGGAAGUCCCGCUACGCUACGGCUGAGGACAGGAACACGUACAGGAAGUCCCGCUACGCUACGGCUGAGGACAGGAACACGUACAGGAAGUCCCCCUACGCUACGGCUGAGGACAGGAACACGUACAGGAAGUCCCCCUACGCUACCGCUGAGGACAGGAACACGUACAGGAAGUCCCCCUACGCUACGGCUGAGGACAGGAACACGUACAGGAAGUCCCCCUACGCUACCGCUGAGGACAGGAACACGUACAGGAAGUCCCCCUACGACCUCCGCAGAGUCAUCAAACGAGCAAAAGGGCAAUAUAGGAACAAGGUGGAAUCAUAUUAUACAGGCUCCGAUGCCCGCCACCUGUGGCAGGGGCUAUAGUCCAUUACAGAUUACAAAGGAAGACCGGGCCGUGAUCUGCCCAACGAUGCCUCUCUACCAGACAGUAUUACACAGACUCCCACAUUACGGAUUACAGAGGAAGACCGGGCCGUGAUCUGCCCAACGAUGCCUCUCUACCAGACAGUAUUACACAGACUCCCACAUUACGGAUUACAGAGGAAGACCCAGCCGUGAUCUGCCCAACGAUGCCUCUCUACCAGACAGUAUUACACAGACUCCCACAUUACGGAUUACAGAGGAAGACCGGGCCGUGAUCUGCCCAACGACGCCUCUCUACCAGACAGUAUUACACAGACUCCCACAUUACGGAUUACAGAGGAAGACCGGGCCGUGAUCUGCCCAACGACGCCUCUCUACCAGACAGUAUUACACAGACUCCCACAUUACGGAUUACAGAGGAAGACCCGGCCGUGAUCUGCCCAACGAUGCCUCUCUACCAGACAGUAUUACACAGACUCCCACAUUACGGAUUACAAAGGAAGACCCAGCCGUGAUCUGCCCAACGAUGCCUCUCUACCAGACAGUAUUACACAGACUCCCACAUUACGGAUUACAGAGGAAGACCCGGCCGUGAUCUGCCCAACGACGCCUCUCUACCAGACAGUAUUACACAGACUCCCACAUUACGGAUUACAAAGGAAGACCCAGCCGUGAUCUGCCCAACGACGCCUCUCUACCAGACAGUAUUACACAGACUCCCACAUUACGGAUUACAGAGGAAGACCCAGCCGUGAUCUGCCCAACGAUGCCUCUCUACCAGACAGUAUUACACAGACUCCCACAUUACGGAUUACAGAGGAAGACCGGGCCGUGAUCUGCCCAACGACGCCUCUCUACCAGACAGUAUUACACAGACUCCCACAUUACGGAUUACAGAGGAAGACCGGGCCGUGAUCUGCCCAACGAUGCCUCUCUACCAGACAGUAUUACACAGACUCCCACAUUACGGAUUACAGAGGAAGACCCGGCCGUGAUCUGCCCAACGAUGCCUCUCUACCAGACAGUAUUACACAGACUCCCACAUUACGGAUUACAGAGGAAGACCUGGCCGUGAUCUGCCCAACGACGCCUCUCUACCAGACAGUAUUACACAGACUCCCACAUUACGGAUUACAGAGGAAGACCGGGCCGUGAUCUGCCCAACGAUGCCUCUCUACCAGACAGUAUUACACAGACUCCCACAUUACGGAUUACAGAGGAAGACCUGGCCGUGAUCUGCCCAACGACGCCUCUCUACCAGACAGUAUUACACAGACUCCCACAUUACGGAUUACAGAGGAAGACCGGGCCGUGAUCUGCCCAACGACGCCUCUCUACCAGACAGUAUUACACAGACUCCCACAUUACGGAUUACAGAGGAAGACCCGGCCGUGAUCUGCCCAACGACGCCUCUCUACCAGACAGUAUUACACAGACUCCCACAUUACGGAUUACAGAGGAAGACCCGGCCGUGAUCUGCCCAACGAUGCCUCUCUACCAGACAGUAUUACACAGACUCCCACAUUACGGAUUACAGAGGAAGACCCAGCCGUGAUCUGCCCAACGAUGCCUCUCUACCAGACAGUAUUACACAGACUCCCACAUUACGGAUUACAGAGGAAGACCCAGCCGUGAUCUGCCCAACGAUGCCUCUCUACCAGACAGUAUUACACAGACUCCCACAUUACGGAUUACAGAGGAAGACCCGGCCGUGAUCUGCCCAACGAUGCCUCUCUACCAGACAGUAUUACACAGACUCCCACAUUACGGAUUACAGAGGAAGACCCGGCCGUGAUCUGCCCAACGAUGCCUCUCUACCAGACAGUAUUACACAGACUCCCACAUUACGGAUUACAGAGGAAGACCCGGCCGUGAUCUGCCCAACGAUGCCUCUCUACCAGAGGAACUCAAUGCAUAUUAUGCACACUUGGACAAGAACAACAUCGUGCUGGGUGUGAGGGCCAGAAGAUUGGGUGAUUUUUGCUCUCCGAGGCCGACGUGAGUACGGUCUUUAUCAGCUCAACACUUGGCCAAGGGGCCGGAUGGUAUUCCAGGGCGCGUUCUCAGAGCAUGUGCAGAACAGCUGGCAGGCAUAUUCAAGGUCAUUUUCAACCUCUCCUUGUCCCAGUCUUAAAUUGAUUACCAUCAUUCCUGUUACAAUGAACUCUAAGGCUUCAUACCACAAUGACUACCGCCCUGUAGCACUCACAUCUGUAAUCAUGAAGUGCUUUGAAAGGCUGGUUAUGGCACACAUUAACUCCAUCAUCCUAGACACCCUAGACCCACUCCAAUUUGCAUACCGCCCCAACAGAUCCAUAGACGAAUCAAUCUCAAUUGCACUCCACACUGCCCUCAACCACCUAGAUAAGAGGAAUAACUAUGUGAGAAUGCUGUUCAUUGACUACAGCUCAGCGUUCAACACCAUCGUCCCCUCCAAGCUCGUCACCAAGCUUGGGACCCUGGGACUGAACAGCUCCCUCUGCAACUGGAUCCUGGGCUUCCUGACGGGCCGACUCCAGGUGGUGAGCUUAGGCAACAUCACCUCAGCCACGAUGACCCUCAACACCGGGGGGCCCCUCAGGGAUGUGUGCUUAGUCCCCUUCUGUACUCCCUGUUCACCCACGACUGCGUGGCCUCGCAUGAAUCCAACACCAUCAUCAAGUUUACUGACGACACAAUGGUGGUAGGCCUGAUCACCAGCGCAGACGAGACAGCCUACAGGGAGGAGGUCAGUGACCUGGCAGUGUGGUGCCGUAGCAACGACCUUCAGCGUCAGUAAGACCAAGGAGCUGAUCGCGACGGUACCGGUGCAUCAAGUCUGACACCAACAGCGCCUCUUCCCCCUCAGAAUAUUGAAAAGGUUUGGCAUGGGGCCCUCAACUACUCAAACAGUUCUACAGCUGCACCGUUGAGAGCAUCUUGACUGGUUGCACCACCACUUGGUACGGCAACAGCACCGCCCUCCAACGCAUGGUGCUACAGAGGGUGGUGUGGACAGCCCAGUACAUCACUGGGGCCGAGCUCCCUGCCAUCCAGGACCUCUAUACCAGGCGGUGUGGAAGGAAGGCCCGGAAAAUCGUUAGACUCCAGCCACCCAAGCCAUAGACUGUUCUCUCUGCUUCCGCACGGCAGGCGGUACCGGUGCAUCAAGUCUGACACCAACAGGCCCCUGAACAGCUUCUAUCCCCAAGCCAUAAGACUGCUGAAUAGCUAACAGAAUGGCUACACAGACUAUCUGAGUUAACCUUGUAUUUUUUAUUUUCUCUAUGCACACUCACAGGGCCCUACACACUCAUAUCUACCUGGAUCCCUAUACAUAUCUACCUCUAUCACUCCAGUAUCCCUGCACAUUGUUAAUAUGGUAUAGAACUGACCCUGUAUAUAGUCACCUGACCCCUAUACAUAUCUACCUCCAUCACUCCAGUAUCCCUGCACAUUGUUAAUAUGGUAUAGAACUGACCCUGUAUAUAGUCACCUGACCCCUAUACAUAUCUACCUCCAUCACUCCAGUAUCCCUGCACAUUGUAAAUAUGGUAUUGGUACUGACCCUGUAUAUAGUCACCUUACCCCUAUACAUAUCUACCUCCAUCACUCCAGUAUCCCUGCACAUUGUUGAUAUGGUAAUUAACUGACCCUGUAUAUAAUCACAUUACCCCUAUACAUAUCUAAUUUACCUCCAUCACGUUGUUAAUAUGGUACUGGAACUGACCCUGUAUAUACACUACCGGUCAAAAGUUUGGACACACCUACCCAUUCAAGGGUUUUUCUUUAUUUUUACAUUGUAGAAUAAUAGUGAAGACAUCAGAACUAUGAAAUAACACAUAUGGAAUCAUGUAGUAAACAAAAAAGUGUUAAACAAAUCAAAAUAUAUUUUAUAUUUGAGAUUCUUCAAAUAGCCACCCUUUGCCUUGAUGACAGCUUUGCACACUCUUGGCAUUCUCUAAACCAGCUUCAUGUGCUAGUCACCUGGAAUGCAUUUCAAUUAACAGGUGUGCCUUCUUAAAAGUUAAUUUGUGGAAUUUCUUUCCUUCUUAAUGCGUUUGAGCCAAUCAGUAGUGUUCUGACAAGGUAGGGGUGGUACACAGAAGAUAGCCCUAUUUUGUAAAAGACCAAGUCCAUAUUAUGGCAAGAACAGCUCAAAUAAGCAAAGAGAAACGACAGUCCAUCAUUACUUUAAGACAUGAAGGUCAGUCAAUCCGGAAAAUGUAAAGAACUUUGAAAGUUUCUUCAAGUGCAGUCGCAAAAACCAUCAAGCGCUAUGAUGAAACUGGCUCUCAUGAGGACCGCCACAGGAAUGGAAGACCCAGAGUUACCUCUGCUGCAGAGGAUAAGUUCAUUAGAGUUACCAGCCUCAGAAAUUGCAGCCCAAACAAAUGCUUCACAGAGUUCAAGUAACAGACACAUCUCAACAUCAACUGUUCAUAGGAGACUGUGUGAAUCAGGCCUUCAUGGUCGAAUUGCUGCAAAGAAACCACUGCCAAAGGACACCAAUAAGAAGAAGAGACUUGCUUGGGCCAAGAAACACAAGCAAUGGACAUUAGACCGGUGGAAAUGUGUCCUUUGGUCUGGAGUCCAAAUUGGAGAUUUUUGGUUCCAACCGCCGUGGCUUUGUGAGACGCGGUGUGGGUGAACGGAUGAUCUCAGCAUGUGUAUUUCCCACCGUAAAGCAUGGAGGAGGAGGUGUUAUGGUGUGGGGGGUGCUUUGCUGGUGACACUGUCUGUGAUUUAUUUAGAAUUCAAGGCACACUUAACCAGCAUGGCUACCACAGCAUUCUGCAGCGAUACGCCAUCCCAUCUGGUUUGGGCUUAGUGGGACUAUCAUUUGUUUUUCAACAGGACAAUGACCAACACACCUCCAGGCUGUGUAAGGGCUAUUUGACCAAGAAGGAGAGUGAUGGAGUGCUGCAUCAGAUGACCUGGCCUCCACAAUCCCCCGACCUCAACCCAAUUGAGAUGGUUUGGGAUGAGUCGGACGGCAGAGUGAAUGAAAAGCAGCCAACAAGUGCUCAGCAUAUGUGGGAACUCCUUCAAGACUGUUGGAAAAACAUUCCAGGUGAAGCUGGUUGAGAGAAUGCCAAGAGUGUGCAAAGCUGUCAUCAAGGCACAGGGUGGCUAUUUGAAGAAUCUGAUUGGUUUAACACUUUGUAUAGUAAAAAAAUAAAAUAAGAAAAACCCUUGAAUGAGUAGGUGUUUUAAAACUUUUGACUGGUAGUGUAGUCACCUGACCCCUUUACAUAUCUACCUCCAUCACUCCAGUAUCCCUGCACAUUGUAAAUAUGGUAUUGGAACUGACCCUGUAUAUAGUCACCUGACCCCUAUACAUAUCUACCUCCAUCACAUUGUUAAUAUGGUAAUGAACUGACCCUGUAAUCACAUUGUUAAUAUGGUAAUGAACUGACCCUGUAAUCACAUUGUUAAUAUGGUAAUGAACUGACCCUGUAAUCACAUUGUUAAUAUGGUAAUGAACUGACCCUGUAAUCACAUUGUUAAUAUGGUAACGAACUGACCCUGUAAUCACAUUGUUAAUAUGGUAAUGAACUGACCCUGUAAUCACAUUGUUAAUAUGGUAACGAACUGACCCUGUAAUCACAUUGUUAAUAUGGUAAUGAACUGACCCAGUAAUCACAUUGUUAAUAUGGUAAUGAACUGACCCUGUAAUCACAUUGUUAAUAUGGUAAUGAACUAACCCUGUAAUCACAUCGUUAAUAUGGUAAUUACCCUGUAAUCACAUUGUUAAUAUGGUAAUGACAUUGUUAAUAUGGUAAUGACCGUGUAAUCACAUUGUUAAUAUGGUAAUGACCCUGUAUAUAGUAUGUUUAUUUACUUUCUUGUGUUCUUAUUUUAAUUUCUCAUGUUUUUGUUCUAUUUUGUGUAUAACAAUGUUAUUGAUUACUGCAUAGUUGGGUUCAGAGCUAACAUUAAAACUUGAAUCUAGAAUCACGGAAUCCAGACAUUAAGACGGAAAUCAGCUAAAUAAAAUAAAAUGUUUUGAUUUGCCAAAGUUAAUCAUAAGACAUUAUUCAUAUUUUCCUGCAACUCUGUGAAAUGGUACAGGAAUGCCCCUGUCUGUCUGAGUGUGUGGUGCUGUGCGUACGUCUCCACUCUGUGUAGCGGUUAGCGAUGAUGCUAACAAUAACCUUGUUCUGGUAGAGAUAGAAAGACAAAGUAGGUUAUGCCGACCUGGCAGAAUGACAUCAUCAUUAUUUGCAUCAAUCCAGCGGCCAUUUGUUUAUCAAACUCUGCAAUCACAAAAUCGCCACAGAAACACCACUAACCCAACAGUCUCCUGCUGGUGCACAGUUGCAUUAAAGGGUAACUACACCAAAACAUUGAAAAUUAUAUUUUCCCCAGACCUCAAAAGUGGUAUCCUGAUGUGGUUUAAGCAUUGUUGUGGACUUAAAACCUCCAGUUUUUUUAUUUUUUAUUUGUAUUUUUUUUAAAGUGUGCUUUUUAAAGCAAAAAACUGAAACCUGGACAAACUAAAUAGAGAAAACAGUCAGGCGGAAUGUAUAGAGCCCUAGGCAUGUUCAGGAGGGUGCAGAGCCCGAGGCAUGUUCAGGAGGGUGCAGAGCCCUAGGCAUGUUCAGGAGGGUGCAGAGCCCUAGGCAUGUUCAGGAGGGUGCAGAGCCCUAGGCAUGUUCAGGAGGGUGCAGAGCCCUGGGCAUGUUCAGGAGGGUGCAGAGCCCUAGGCAUGUUCAGGAGGGUGCAGAGCCCUAGGCAUGUUCAGGAGGGUGCAGAGCCCUAGGCAUGUUCAGGAGGGUGCAGAGCCCUAGGCAUGUUCAUGAGGGUGCACCCUUCAGAGAAAGUGUAGAUAGAAAUUUGUAGUAAUAUAUUAUUGCCUAUUUUGUGUCUUGUUGCUUGAUGUAUGAAAUAUUUAAUGGACAAUAACAUUUUCUAUUGUAUUCUUGUUUGUCCCUUCCUCCAGAUACAGCCUGUAGUCUCCUCCUCUUCGUCCCAGGAACGUUCCCACGGCAACCUGCGCCGCCAGGCAACCUACCCCCCCGGCCACGCCUCCCACUACACCUUCCAGGAAGUGCACCCUCUAAGCUCUGCCCCUAGCCUAUACACCUUCCCCGCGUCCGCCGCGCUAGCCUCCGCCUCCCAGGCCAUGGAACAGCUUCUGGGGCGUGGCCACCCCUCCACCUAUGCCCCACCCACCGUCCCUUACGGUACUUCGGGAUUGGUCCGGAGGGACGCAGGAACCAGAAAGGAGUCUUCGGUGGGGGUGGGGCUUCCUGCAGCUUGUCAGCAGCAGUUGACUGCUGAAUCCCUUAGUGUCACGCCCCGUGCUGAGGCCUACACCGCAUACCAGCUGGGACAGUAUCCCUACUUA
Messenger RNA from Coregonus sp. 'balchen', 46722 nucleotides. The record is from the annotation of a GenBank genome assembly. Lineage: Eukaryota; Metazoa; Chordata; Actinopteri; Salmoniformes; Salmonidae.